GGCGGUCAAAAUGGCGGGUUGUGGCUUGAAAAGCUCAGAGGAUGACACUUGAAAGCAGAGACCUUUAAAAAAAUCUGGAGACGCUGUAAGAAAUGUCUUUAGCAGCUGCAGACAAGCUGCUCAAGAUUUUUGAUGCGCUGAAAAAUUUCCGCGAAGGAGUUCCUGUUCAGGACCCGAAUCCCUUGGCAAAGUAAGUUUUUCCUCCCCUUGAAUAGAUUAGGGGAUGAUUAUGUUUUAAUCACCUGGUUUUAAAUAUAGAUUUCAAAAUUAUUCUUGGAUUCACGCUGUAUUGCAGGGCGUACCCAAUCGAUGAAAAUCGAUGAUCGGAAAAGCAAUCGAUCAAUCGAUGCCAAUCGAUGCAUGUCAGUUAAUUGGCAUCGAUUGGUAUCGGCCAAUCGAUGACCAAUCGAUAAUCACACAAAAGUGUUCAUGAAUCAUCGAUUGUCAUCGAUUGGGGUUUAAUAUUUUCUCUGAUCAAAAAGAUUACUUCAAUGUAUCACAUCAAAACGAAGUUAUUUCGUACGACAUUUGGUCCAUUUGACAAUUUUAACUACGCAAUGGUUGCGUCGUACCUAGAUCCGAUGCAAAACAUUUAAUUCAUUUUUCUUAGUUUUCCAACAGGUCUCUGCCCACACGCUGAGAACAUGGAAUUGUCAGUAAUUGUCAUGGUUUUGUCAUGCACGUAAAAUUGUACAGCCUUCAACGUUUAUCUAUUAUUUUGAUGAAAAAAAAGAAAGAGUGAUCCACCUGUUACUGCUUUUACUGUUUAUGAUUGAUCUGAUCAAUGCGUACAUGGCAAACGCGAUUUACCUUUACGUCAUUAACACACUGAUGUCAAUUCAAGCAACUUUAAUUUUCGAGGAACUAACUUGUCUGUUUUCCGUACUGCUUGCACUGUUGCUGUUGUUGUUGACCUGUUUUAUGUUUGCGCAAGUAAAUGUAAACUGCUUUUGUGGCGACAGUUGCAGUCUAAUAGACAUGGGUUCUACUGUUUAUGCCGAGGGCUACUAAUGUGCCACUGAUAGGUGUGAGGUACUUUUUGAAAGCGUUAUAAAACUAUUAAUAUCGUUAUAGUUUGAAAGUGAAUUCCUGUAAACUGGACUUCAAAGUUGCAAACAGUUGACACUUUUGGCCACCCCUUCAAAAUUUAUACGCCCGUUUACACAGGCGAUUUUUUGGUGCAAUUUAUGUCGCGAUUUCCACUGCGUAUUUUCUCGCGAUCGUGCUGCAACGAGUUGAUUUUUAUCACUAGCUAGAAUGUCUACGAAACGUGGUAAAUGCGUAAACACGCCUUACAAAAAAAAGAUGAUUUCGUUUUUUCGUAAGGUCACAACGCCUUGUGAUAACAGGUAGAAUUUGAGUUGCAGCGCCGACCGAGACAACAAUGACCAAAAAUCGCAACCGAAACCACGACAACACAAAAAUCGCCUCUGUAAGUAAACUGUAAGUGUUUUCACGUUAUGUGCUAGUUGUUUGGGGUUCAAAGUUCAAGUUUAUUGGUUUUUUAAUAAAAUCAGAUUGUUGUAACUUUCAUCGAGCACAAACCAGAGGAAAGGACGGAAAUGCGAAAAGACAACUUUAUUCAGUUAAGCAGAGUUAAGCUGAUUAUCUGUCAAGUUGUAAAAAAAACUCGAUCUUCUGCCAAUGUCCUCCACGAUGUCAUUGUUUUCGUCAUUAAAAUGCAUCAAGAGACUGUGCCUUUGGAAAUCUUGACUGAAAAUAAAACCUAUCAACAAUAAUAACCAAUAGAUGAAAAUUGGUAAAAAAUCGAUGCCAAUUAAUCGAUUGAUAUUGAUAAUCGAUGACAAUCGAUGCCAAUUAAUCGAUUGAUAUCGGCAAUCGAUGACAAUCGAUGCCAAUCGAUGACAAUCGAUAAUCACACACACCUGGACGAUCGAUUGUUCAUCGAUUAUCAAUAUCAAUCGAUUAAUUGGCAUCGAUUGUCAUCGAAUGCCAUCGAUUCCCAUCGAUCAUCGAUUUCAUCGAUUGGGUACGCCCUGUGUAUUGUGCUAUAGGGUGGUAUAUUUUACGCUAACGUAGCAUGUAUGUUAAUGUGGAAUGAUGCUGUGUAAAAUGUAGCUUCUUUGAAAAGAUGCUGACUUUUAAUUAUCAAGGUUGAACUUUAGCACGUAAGAAUUUUAUUAAGAUAAUCGUCAUGCAAAAUUUAAUACCUAAGACUUAAUAGCAAUGACUUAUACUAUGGCGAAGCAUUCUGUUUUGUCCAGGCUCUAAAAUUUCGCAGGUUGGUUUUAUGUAAUGUACCUUUUUCUGCUUUGUACAAAGUAAAAAGAAUUGUUGCUAAAAUCUGCAAUGAAUGACAGAAUUUUCUUUUCUUUCCCUCUUCCUCCUUUCCUUUGCUGUGCCCCCUCUUUUCCUCUUUUCAUACCUAUGUCUGCAAAGCGUCUGUAGGAAUGUGCAUUUGUGGAGUACUUAUUUGUAGAGGAAAAUCAGGAAUUUCAAAAUACCGUAAAACUCCAAAAAUAAGUCCCUCCGUAAAAAACUGCAUGUUAAAUUGCCCCUCCAAAUAUGAGCCCUCCUGGGGCUUGUGCUUGGAAAUUGCCGUCAAAUACAAAGUAAAACAAAGCAAAAACGGUAAAUUUCCUUCCAACUAUAAGGCUAGCCCUAUCGAUUUUGAAAUGCAAAUUUCCCUUCAUAGAUAAGCCCCUCUGAAUACAAACCCCUCCAGAAAUAAGCUCCUCAAAAAGAGCCUUAAAAAAAAUAUAAGCCCCGGGGCUUAUUUUCAGAAUUUUACGGUAAUGUUAGAAUCAUUAAUUAAUACAGAAGGGCUGUUUCCAAAGGUUUGAAACCUUACCUCUUACUCUGAAGGGAGGGGGGAGGUGGGAGGAGGGGGUGGUGCUACUGGUUAUGCUAUUUUAAAGAAGGGACUUGGAGGGGAGGGGAGGGAGCUAGUCCCCUUCUUAAUUUUAAGAGCAAACUUAAGCCUUACAGGGUGGAGGGACUUAAGAGAUGUUUGGCUAGGGAUGUGUUGCUUGGACCCUGGAACCCUUAGCUUAUACCGGACUUGGUUCAGCUGAAUUUUGCCUCCCUAAACUAGACUUAAUUCCCAAGAUCACUCCCUAUCCUAGGGUCACUAUUUUCCAUAAAUUACAGAGGUUGACACUUUCUUUGCUAUUAUAAUAAUAUGUGCAUUUUGUAGGAAAAAGGAGAGUCUGUUGUCCAAGAAAGAUAGAAUAUCCCACCUUAACAGUGUUCCAGAACUGACAUGUUCUUCAGCAAUAAGGUUAGUUCAAGCACAGUACAUUAAGCACAUUGAAAACUGACCAAAAUCAUUGGAUCAGAUUCUUCUUGUGGAUUCAGUUGUUGGAACAACAUUACAUUAUUAUAUUCACUUUCAUAAAACAAGGCAGGGUUGUAUGUGGUAGUAAUUAUACAUGUGGUCAUUUUGUUACUAGCAUUUUUCAGCAAAGGUUUGGGGCCAACUCUUUAAUUGCCUGGCUAAAGUUUAUAUAAUUAUUGUAUACCAUACAGUCAUGUACUUUACUUGGAGGAAUAUUACUUUUAUUUCACUGAGAAGGUUUUGGAUAUUUAGGUGGCUGUAAUGGAUCAAUAUUUAGUAAGGGAUUAAAAUGUUGUUUUCAAAGGAGGUUAAUGUUUACAAUCAAGUAAUUUUCUGUUCCUUGUUGCUACAUCAGGAACCUGGGGGAAUUUCCCAAGAUCUUAGCCAUAGCAGUAGACUCUUUGUUAUGCAGCUGCGAUGAUCAAGAAUCUGAUGUCCGCUUGGUUGCUGGUGAAUCUCUUAACAAGCUUAUCAAGGUAAACAAGGCUUCAAAGGAAGCUGAACUGCUUGUCAAUUAAGACAACCAUCCCUCAAAUUUACCUGACCAGGACAGUUGAAUUCUUGUUUUUUAAACUCGAGAAAAUGGCUGAAUCCUUUUACAUGUAUUGGGACUUUGAUUAAUGAUUAUUGAUUGUUGAUCGAAUAAUGAUUAUUGGGAAGUACAGUACCGUAAGUGUGGCACAGUGGUGCAUCAGAGCCCUGGCCUCUCACCAAUGUGGCCUGCAUUGAAAUCCAGUAGUCGAUGCCAUUUGUUGAGUUUGUUGUUGGUUCUCUCCCUUGCUCCAAGACAUUUUUCUUUGGGUACUCCAGUGUGCUUCUGUCCUCAAAAACCAACAUUUUCAAAUUCCAAUUCAACCAGGAAUCAGGUACUUAUACGUGAAGAAUCACUAUGUGGAUGUGCUACCUCUAAAUCGUUAUUUAUUUAUUAUUCCAUAUAUUAUUUUAAUUACGACUAUUUUUGUAGAAGAUAAUACAAUAAUUGUUUUAUUAUUAUUAUUUUUACAUGUGUUAUACAUGUAUGCCCAACAGGCAAGUGGCGUGAGCUGCAUGAAAAGUUACUGCCUCAGCUGAAAAAUAUGCUUGAAGAUUUUAAACCUAACAGUUUCCUGAUUGUUGUGAUUGACUAAAAUUACUAUAGGGCAAUCAAAUUAUGUAGAGUGGAAUGUUGCCCAUGAGUAACCUAAUACAACAUGGCAUUUAGUCCUUUAAGUUAAAUAAGACUGAUAUAACAGCUUUGUGUCUUUUAAAAGCAAACAAUAGAUCAGAUGUACAUUAAAGUUUGGUAAAAACAAAACACACUCAGGAGGGAACACUUAAAUAUCAUUGCUGGAAGACUGUCUUUCUCUCUCAAACCCUUCAUUUUGCACUCAUUUAGUUUGAACAAUACUAUUAUGCUUUUAUACAUUGUGUGUUGUAGCGCAGCUGUCGUGCACACUCUCUGUUCACUGUAUCCAUUUCAUUUUCUUAAGAAAAAAUAUUUCAAACUCACUAUUUGAGCUACCUGAGUUGUUAGUCAAAAAGAACUCCUAGCAACCGCUGCUAUGCAACAGGUUGGACAACCAAAAUAUUCUUUGGAUAACUAAAACAAGUCUUGUGGUCACCCCAGAGGCAACUUGAUGUGAAAAAAAUUUUGUCCAUGGAUGUACCCUGUACCUGUCUUGGGCAACUGAAUUGGCCUUUUUUGAGUACUGGAUAAAGUAAUACAGGUAUGCUAAAGAGGUAAUACAUGUACAUGUAGGAUUUUUUGACAUGUAACCCAGAACAUGGCUAUUUCAUAUUUUUAUUUUUCACUGUACAAAUAGGGAUUAAUGGACUAUAGCUUGGGGCGCAUACAUGUAGAGCUGUACAAAGAAAUCAAGAAGGUAUGUAAAAUUUAAUGUUUAGGAUUCUAGAAAAACUGUUAGAUAAAAAAAUAUUAUGAAACUGAGAUAAAAUCCAGAAGAAGUACAUUGUAAGAAGAAGCAAGGUGAAGUGGACUUCCUACUUUGUCUAAACCUAUACCUCUUCACUCAGGCUCAUUCUCUUCUUAGAAUUAGGGGGGAGGGUGGCUCUAGUAAAAAGAUGUCAAGUGAGUUCUGAUAAACUCCUAGAUUCUCCUUUGAAAUUGCCUUAUGUUUGCUUGUGAAAGAAAUAGAGAAUUAUUUGUUUUUCCACACACCCUUCCCAAAAAGGGCUGCCAUACGUAACCCAUAAGUCAUUAUAAGGCACAAUAAAAUAUGGCUCUUUAACCAAAGGUCAUUGGAAGCACCCUUUGUUAAAAAAAUACCUUAUUUAGUUUCCUUUUUUACAAAAUAGUUCAAUGUGUUCUCACGCCAUAACAAACUAUUGUAUUAAUUUUUUAGAAUGGCUCAGCAAGAAGUUUGAGAGCUGCUUUAUCGAGGUUUGGUGACCUGUGCCAUUUGAUAAGACCUCAGAAAUGUCGGUAAGCUGCCUGACAAGGCUGAUAAAAAUUAAAAAACCUUUAGUUAUUUCGAGGAGGUUUCAAGGAUUAUGAAUAAAUAAUUAUUCCACUGUCAAAUCACUGGACUUCCCUGGGACCAGAAAAAAUGCAGCUUUUUUAUUAUUGUACCGGGGCGUUGAUUGCAGUGAUGUUACAAACUUUGAAACUGGCCCUUGAAGUUGGCAAAUUGAUCAUAACUUAUGGAAUCCCUUGAGGCAUGUCCAGAUGCUUCAGUCGAUCAGUCAGUCAGUCAGUCAGUCAGUAAGUCAAUCAAUCAAUCAAUCAUCCAUUUACUGCAUCCACCUAUCAUCCAAUGAACUAACAAGCUUGUUCAAAAUAUGUACAAUUACAUGUAAACAUAACAUCUACUUAAAAAGAGAGAAUUUAAAGAAAUUCAAAUGGGUUAAUGAACUGUAUCAUACAUGUGUAGAAACUACAAAAGCUACACUUGUGUACAUCUACUAGUACACUGUAAAUGAACCAUUAUGGGGGUGUCUGUUAUGUCCGUUUUGUUAGAUUAAGUGCAGAAAAUAAAUUGCAGGUCAAAUUGAUGUAGUUCCUUUCAGCCCUAGUCCCUCUUGGUCAAAAUAGCCUUAGCAGCAUCUCACUGAAGUGAAUGUUUAAGUCCCCAAUACAUCAACAAGGCAAAAUACACUGUUCAAACCAGUUGGAAUCAUUUGACCUAAAGUUCCUAUUGAAGUAAGCACUGCAACAAAUGCCAAAUUUUAUCAAUGGAAAUAAUAUUAUUUACAAGCCCUAUAGAGAGGAGAAGACAUAGUGUGACAUCACAUUACCAUGGUAGUAAAAUUUUUGGAUCACAACAAAAGGGAGCUUAGGCAACAACGACGGCGACAGCAACGAGAACGGCAAAAAAAACAAUAAGUUUAUAUUAGUAAAACAGCAACUUUAAUUUGCAUGUGCAUCACAUUUUUUAGCCAUUGUUGCACGACUGCAACAUGAAACUUCCUAGAUCGUGUCCGCUUUACAGAGUAGGUGAACACAACACAAAAAGUUUCUUUUUCUGUUUCUAAACUCAGAUACAGUCCUUUUGGAUUCAAUCCAGAACAUUUCGCCAACAUUUGACAAAUUAAAUGAAAUUGAAUAAGAUUGAUGAAGUUUGAAACAGUGCGAAUAUACUUUUUAAGUGAAUUUUCUGUUGUUUGUCAUCCAAAAAUUUUGCUACCAUAUCAACAUGACGUAACGACUUCUCCUCCCUAUUUAUCAUGUGUGUUAACAGUGCAUUUUAAUUUAUUUUAACUUGAUGUGCUCUUUUUUCCCCAGACCUUUUAUUGCAAAUUUGUUGCCAUGUAUAGCUCGCAUCAGCAUUCGUGUGGAGGAUGCCAUACAGGUAUUAAGAUAACAAGACUGUUGAUUUGAAAUUAAAUUAUUAGAGAAUGAUUGAAUGCCUUCGCAUUAUUACUUAUCUGUACAUAACAAAAAAGUAGCAUUAAAUCACGUUAAUUCAAUGAGGACAUGUAUCAUUUGAAAGAUCUCUUUCCCCUGUGGAAGUUGCGUGGAGUUCAAUUAAGUUGUUCAUGUCUGAUAUAAAAAAUUGACAAUGUGACAAGUAGUACAAGGGGGGGAGUGUCAUGUACCAUCUGAGGGGUCACCCGGACCACAUGCUAAUUUUUCUCGUUAUAUUUACAGCAUGCAAAGAAAGUAGUAUCCGAUAGCCUGGGGCUGGUGGAUUUUGGUAUCGGGCUAGUGAAUCCUGUUCACAACUUCCCUAGCCUUUAUAUUUUUACAGGCUGCCCCCUUCGACCUAAAAAACUGGCACCUGCUACACUGUACACAGGCCAAACAUGCCUUAUGGGCAAGUGAAUUGUUUUGAGGUAUUCAAAUUACAGAAGAACUGCAAAAUCAAUUUUGCAUAUCAAAAAGUUUUUGGGGCUAUACUAGUUGAAAUGAUGUUUAGGCUAGUAAAUGCUAGCUUCAGCUUGCCCAAAUGGCAAGCUGUAAAAAUGACUUUCUUUGCACCCUGUGUUUACCUUAACAUGCAUAUUUCAUCUGUCAGGUCAGGAGCCUUCUUUGUCAGGUCAUUGACCUGAGACCCGUCUCUUUAUAUCUGGAAUAAUGAAGGGAUGUGAUACAUGUUGUACAGCCCCCAAAUGCCUAACCAAAUAAAAAAAUGGAUAACCUAAAAUCAAACUCCAAAAAACUAAGGCACUUUUAUGAAUGGUGAUUGCACACUUACUUCUGUACCCAGGCUUCAUGUGAUCCACACAGCAAUUUUAAAAAUUGCCAGGACAUUGGCCAUGUUUUGGCUGUGUUUGUUUGUAGUCCCACGCUAUCAAUUGUCAUCAGUAAAUGGUUCUUCUUGACAAUGUAUUUCUCUUAAAUUAAAGGAAACACUUGCCAUUGCCAUGCAAAAGAUGAUGUAUGUUCUGGGUAGUUUCACAAGUGACACUGAAGUGAAGGUGGGCAUAAAUUAUUUACUUUAACACUUAUUAAAAGCUUUUUAUAUGACAGUAGAUCAUCGCAGUUAUAGACGCAACUUUUGCAGUUGCGAAAAGAAAGCCUGAUCUACUUUCAUAUAAUAAUUUCUUCACCCUGCAAUUCUCAUAUAUGAUUUUCAUAUAUUCAUAACUUCGUCAUCAUCCUUUCACGGGUUUAUAACGAACCAAUUCAACGACCUGCUCCCUGUUGGCUUGUUAGCUCAGUUGGUAAGAAUGCUGCACCAGUAUCACAGAUGUCAAGGGUUCGAAUCCUGUACAAGCCUGAAUUAAUUUUCAGGCUUUCUUUUCGCAACUGCAAAAGUUGUGUCUAUAACUGCGAUAAUCUACUUUCAUAUUUCUUCACCCCACAGUUCACAUAUAUGAUUUUCAUAUAUUCAUAACUUUACAGCUUUUUAUCUAAAUUGAGAGGCAAGUUUUCCUACCUAGAGGUAAAUGAUGAUUUAUUUAAUGCGAAUAAGCUAUUAAUUUGGAAAUUUCUCAGAUAUUUGUUUUGAUAUUAUAAUAUUUUCUGUUUUGUUAAAAGCAAUUAUUAAAAACGUUUCUACCAAACCUGCGAUCCACAUCUGCGACAACCAGACGAACAGCAGCAAGUAGCCUUGUCAUCAUUUGCCGCUUUUCUCGGAAACCAACUUUUUUCUAUGAGUGGCUGUUGAAUAUUCUUUUGGGUGAGUUAUUAUUUUUAAAAAAAUAUUUCUUCAUUAUCUUGAAAGUUGUGACAAGUGAAUAGAAACAUUGGGUUUAAUGUGCAAUUUAUUGGACCGUUCAAGUUAGACACAAAGUUCAAGGCAUCAUAAACUUGUCCAACAAAAUUGUGUAUGAAAUUAUUGACUUAAUGCUUGACACAUUAAAUAAAAAAAUCACUUUUAUAGGUUACACUGCAUUCUUGUAAAAUUCAUAAUACUUGUUCUUUACACUUCCAGUAAUUGAAAAAUAUGUACUUUGUCAACUCCCAUUUUGAUUUUUCUUGUUAAUUAUUUUAACCAGGUAUGGUAUUGCCAUUCCAUGAAGACAAAGAUUCCAAUGUUUAUCUUGGUGUUCUUAUGUGUUUACGGCACAUGAUCCCUAACUUGAAUAGUUCUUCCUCCAAUGAGCAGAGAAUGAAAGGUUUACGUGGCAGCUUUGGAAGUCAGAGAUCAUUUUCUAGUGAUAGCCCUCAUGCAGAUGAACACAUCAAAUCAAACCAGCUUCUACAGGUUUGCACAAAAUAGUUUUGAACCUCCAUUAAGCAGCAACCUGUUAAACCAGCCACCCUCUAUUAAGCUACCAGUAACCAAAUUCCUAAAAUAAUUGUAGAAAAGGAUUGUAAAAAGGAUUUAAAAACGAGUGGGAGUGUUUUAUCAGGCGAACUUGAAAAACUUGAGGCGAAGCCUAGAGUUUUUAAACCUGAUAUAGUUCGCCAUUAUCACAUAGACCAUAAUGCACCUUGUCCGCCCCAAAAAAAAAAAAAAAAAAAAAAAAAUUGUAUAACUAUUGUUUCCAAUUUCUCCUGGGUAUUACAGUCAUCCCAAGAGAAAUUGAAGACAAUGGUUGUGCAAAAAUUUUGGGGGGUAAAUAACGUGCAUUAUGGUCUAUGUGAAAAAUAAUCAUGUGGUGAAUACAUGACUGCGAGUUUUUUGAACGGCUUCAAAAUCUCUGAUAUAGAGUAACUUAUUCUUGAACUAAUGUUUUAAUUUUGUGGUUAUUUUGGUCUAAAACAUUGGUUGUAAAGUUUAGCCGUGUCUUUAUCAGUUUUAAAGACACUCAUUAAACAUUAAUUUCUUUUGUUUUUUUUUCUCUAUGAAUUAUUAGUGUCAUAUAUUUUUUUUAUUUCUUAUUAGGCUUAUGAAGUGAUUAUGUAUUGCACAAAGCACCAAAAUCAUAACGUGGUGACAGCUUCCUUAGAAACACUGCUUCAGCUUCUACGCACUCCUCCUCCCACUCUCUUGUCUGUUCUUUUGUCCUGUGAAGGAAUCACGCCAACUGCCAGUUCUGAUACUUUAAAAGAAGGUACUACAGUUUAUUAUAAUAAUUGGCAAUGCAUAUAAUAAUAAAUAGAGUAUUAAUUAAUAAGGCAGGUACAUGUUCAGGGUACAAAGUUAUGUCAUUUUUGAGCUUUUGUGACAACUAUUUUGUCUCUUAAAAUUUGGUAGAUGUACCAAAAUUUUAGUAAUAAAAGUAAUAAUUGUAGUAUUUAAGUAUGUGUAAUCAAAUGGUGACGAGUUAAAUUAGGGAAUAAUUUCACGUGCGUUUUGUCCAAAAACCUUAAUAUCAUGGGUGACGAAUUACGUUGGCAAUUGAGGAUUUUGGACUUGUUUAUCCUGGAUCGUAUCGAUCGAUCGUGAACUCCAGUCUCUCAAACGUUUAGAGCUAAAAUUUGGCUUAAGUUUUCAGAAUUUUUCGACAACAUACCUCUAAGAAUCCUUCUUGGUGUGCUCUUUCGUGUGUUCAGGUUUUCUAAAGCAUCUUUUUAUGCCCUGACAUCUUCAUUCAUGACAUUUUAAAACUUCGUCACCAUCUUGAAAUGGAGUCGUACGGCAGGUUACCAUGGCAAUUUAGUAAUUUCACAUGUGAAAUUACAAAUUAACACUGAAAUUUCGUGCCAGAAUUAAGGAGUAAUUCGUCACCUAUGAUAUUAUAAUGAUUAAUUAACUUAUAAUAUCAUAAGUGACAAAUUACUCCACCUUAAUUUUGGUGCAAAGUUUCAGCAUUAAUAUUAUUAUAAUUUCACAUGAGAAAUUUUAAAAUUGCCUUGACAACCUUCUGUACAUCUCAGUGCCAAGUUUUAGAAUCAUGUAGAAUGUUGUGAAUGAAGAUGUCAGGGCAUUAAAGGACACUUAAAAAACCAAACACAUGAAAGAGCACAUCACGAAGGAUUUUAAUAGGUAUUUUGUCAAGAAAUUCUGAAAUUAUGUACUUACAUGUAAGCCAAAAUUCAAGCCCCGCCGUGUUCAUCGCGAGGAGUCCUCAGUCGAUAAUCAUUUUGAUGAACAAUGUCAAAAACCUACGAUUGUGAGCCUAGUCUGUCACCCAUGGUAUUAAUGGGUAAUCAAAUGGUAUACUCAUGAAAUUAGGGAAUAAUUUCACUUGUGCUUUGUCCAAAUCCUUACUAUUAUUAUUAGGAUUUGGACAAAAUGCACGUGAAAUUAUUCCCUAAUUUCACUCAUCACCAUUUGAUUACACAUACUUCUUCGUUGCAAGUGAAGGAAUCCACUGGAAAAAAGGCAGUUUCAUAAGCCAUUCUUGGACUUUAACAUUAGAACUACCUUUGCUGCUGCCAUACAUAUACAUACUACAUUGUACUCCUACUACUCUCCAUGGACGGGAGUAAUUCUCCAGUGUCAAUAUUAAUAUGAUGACAAGUUAUCUACACAGCUUUAUGUGAGCAGUACACAAUAGUACGUGUAAUUUGUGGAGAGACAACCUGAAGCAAUGUUCUUUGUGGAAAAAUUAAUAGCAGAGAGCGAUGCUUCUAUAAACUGGCCACAACUGUCUGAUAUGGUACUGAACCUUUUUAUAAUAUUUUCUGACAACUUAUUCACUGUAUUUGGUGUCCUUCUUUAGGCUUGGAGAGUCUUGAUGAAACACCAUCUGAGGCUGAUUCAGGUACAGAUGAAAUUGAAACCGCAUCUACCACAGAGAGUACUUGCAGUACUGUAGAUACAGGAAUGGGAGGUUCUCUAGCUGCUGAUUUUGAUGGUGAGCAAGUUACAGCUGAUGAAAUGCUGAGGUCACCCGAGCUGGAUCAUCUGCGUUUACAUGGGGACUCCACAGUUAGUGAAGCUGAUGAGGCUAAAGAGGAAACAGAGGAAGGAGAUCUCUUUAAUUACAUGUCAACUGCAGAGAACUUGGCAAAUAGAAAGUCAACCAGAUCUUUGUCAGAUCCUGGACAAUUAGCUGAUAAAGAUACUGUUUCAACUAGUGAUACUGCUUGGACUAACUCAAGAGACACACAAGGAACUUAUGAUUUUGUACCUCGUAAGGAUAGUGAUGGCUUGGAACAAGAAUUGACGUCAUCAAAUGAUGAUGAUGUCAUUAGAACAGAGUCAAUAUCCACGCAGGAAAUAAGACUGCUUGUUGAGCGUAGCUUUCAAAUCGAUGCCGUGGCAUGUUCAGGAGUUCCUCUUGUUCACUGCACUCGUUUGAUGUGCUCAUUUCUUUUGUCUGGAAACCCUGGUGAAAUGCUCUCAGAUUCCAGUGUGCGUGUCAGUGUAAAAUCGUUGGCACUAUCUUGCAUUGCUCAAGCAGUCAAACUAUACCCUGAAGCUUUCUUGGUGCGGGUGUUACCUGAAUCUUCAGGGGAAUCUGAUGAGGAAGAAAUGCACAGAUCAAGUCCCCAGCUUGUGCGAGACAUUCUUCUUUUUAGUGACCAUGGAGACCCACAGCUGCGGGGAAGUCUAGCAGCUGUGAUUGGUAGUGUUAUCAGAACUGGGCUAAAGAAAGGAAGGUGUGUUUUAAUUACUGCAUUGUUUUUAAAAGGAGCUACAAACAUCAGUUGGUCAUCAGAUAACAGCAGAGCUCCAUGUGCAUACUAAGUGUGCAUAAGUGGAGCCACAAAGCUAAGAAAAUUUGGUUAUCUAUCCAUCCAAGAAAUUUUGGUAGUCACGUGACCGCCUCCUUCUGUCCCCACCACAGGGUAACCAAUUUGAAAUGCCACACUUUCUAGCUAGUGUGGGAGCCUGCAAACUGAUAUUGCACAUCCAUGUUUAUUGAGAGCAGCCAUGUCUCAUGAAAUCCUAUCUGCCAUUGGACAUGAAAACCAGACAGCGCCUCUCAAUACUUUGGAAACUAAAGAUUUGCAUUAUUCUUUAAUGAAAAAAAUAAUGAUGACCGACAGCUUUUCUUGUUUGUCUGAUUGAAAAGGUUGACUUGGUGGGACAAACUGAUGUCCUUGCUGAAUCCGUAGUAGAGUGUUAAAUGUGUUUUGUGGUGUUGAAGUUAUCUCAGUAGAUUACUCUGUGUUAUCAAAUUUGUAGGCUUGAUUUUGACACUUGGUGCAUUGACAGCUGUCAAGAAAUGGAGACAGGUAUUAGAAUCUAAAAUCUGGUAGCCCUUUGUUUUACAAGCACAGUGAGCCUCUACAAAGGCUCAAUAGAUGUUACUGUUUUAUGUUGGAGUGAAGGAAACUCAUUGCUCCAAGUGCAGAUUCCUAAGAUUAAUGUCAUAUUUUCUUUUCAUUCAGUCUGGUGUUUUCUAAAACUAUACUUAUUUAAAGAUAAAAAUCAAUAUGCUCACAAUAUUAUUAUUUCUCUGUGAAUCAAGGUUAUUCUUAUUUGCAUUGACUGAAAUAUCACUUUAAAUAAAAAAAAAUAUAAUUACUGGCUACUUAUUAGACCAUUUGACCAUUUGUUACCGUCCAUUGGAGCUCAUGCAUUAACAGCCACCUUUUAAAGUGUCUUUUUAUUAUCAUUUUUUUAAUUAUUAUUAAAUGUUCUCAAAACAUAGCCAAAGUCUUAAAGUCUUAAUGAUGCUGACAGUUUCGAUGACUGUCAGCCAUCUUUGUCGAAACUUGGAAAUCGUCAAAGGUGUCAGAAGCCUUAAAAGGCUUCUGAAGGUGACAUUAUUGCGAUAAACGUGCCAAGUUACUCUGUAGAUGCCCCUCCCCCUCCCCCUCCUUGGUGCGUUUAUCGCAAUAAUUAACACCUUCAGAAGCCUUUUAAGGUGAGCUUCAGAAGCCUUUUAAGGCUUCUGACACCUUUGACAAUUUCCAAGUUUCGACAAAGAUGGCUGACAGUCAUCGAAACUGUCAGCAUCAUUAAGACUUUACGACUUUAGCUAUGUUUUGAGAACAUUUAAAGAGAUAUUAACUACACUAGCCUGAUGAAUUUCGUCAAGUAUUAUUAUUAGUAUUAUUAUCUGAUAAAUGCUUUUCAAUUUUUUUUUACUCAUUAAGCAAAUUUUCUGUCUUUAACAAAGUACAGCACCCCUUUAUAACUGUACAUUAAAACUACAUGUAUUUCCUGGGCUGUGUUCUAGCUGCAGCCAGUGGCCCCUGGCACUUGAUGUUUCUUCCUACCGGGCUACUGGGCAAUCUUGUAGCUUUCUCAUAGAAAUCCUAUGCUGGGUACUGUGGAUUUCACUGGUUCACAGCACAAGGCUCCCUUCCAUUUUUCUUAGAACACCUUACAGCCUUAACUUCAAUGACCUACAGAUGUGAUCAUAACAUGUUACCACAGACCUUUAAAUCAAAAUCUAUGUUGAGGGGAGGAUUUGAAUCCCAUAAGAUGGGUCUCUGCAGACUUUUUCUUUGUUCCAGCUACACUCAUUAUUACAUGAUAAACAUCAAAACUUUUCUUAUUUUAAUUCUUCUUCUGAUCAUUAUUGUAACAGUCCCUCUGGCACUUGAAGACUUGGUCCCAGUGUUGAAGUCGAUUCUACAAGAUGAAUCUCCCGUUGCUAUAAGACAAGCCUGUUCCUCCCUUAAGGUAAACACAUCUUGCCAUCUUCAAACUUUGCAUUGAUUUGAACACAUGAGCUUGGUAACCUCGUUGCCAGGUUCCCCUCCUACUUGCUUCUGGGAAACUACCCACUUCUCACUUGGGCAAAAUGUUGGCUUAGGGGAGGGGUAGGUUGGCAGAUCCCCAGAAACGUAUGAUCCCUUGUUUCUGCAGGAGACGAGUACAUGUAGGAGAAGACCCUGGGAACCUGGUUUAGAAGCUUGGAACAUUCCAAGACAAAGUCAGUUUCAGUCAAUCCUUCAAAAAGUUAUAUAAAAUGGACAUUUCUGUUAAAGGGACAGUUUUUCUCUCAGGAAAAAACACCACCCUGAGUAUUAUGUUGAAUUGGAAAUUUUCACAGUUACUGGUAGAUUACUUUGUUCCUCAGGUUAAUUUCCUUAAUAAAAGACAAAUGCAAAUACUUUUAUUAUAAAUUAGUAACUUGGUGAUAAAAAAGGCAAAAGCAAAACAAACAGCAAAACAAAAUGAACAGAUAGCAUUUAUUUAAUGUUACAGGUCAAAAUUAAAUUCAGGUUAAAAUUUUUUAAUCUAGGUUGAUUCUCAAGUCCCCUUGUCUCCUAGCCCUAGUUAUUCAUGAAUGAUUAGGGCUAGGAGACAAAGGAAAUUGAGAAUCAACUUAGAUUAAAAAAUUUUAAUACAGACACUGCGGGGGCCAUAGAAAGUGUCCAUAUUAACCUGGUUUUCGUAGAGUGGGGUUUGAACAUAGAGUAAAUAGGUAUUACUUAUAAUGUUGAACCAUUGCAGUACCUGUAAUUGUGUUGUGGAAUUGAAUUUACUGCCGCAAGUUUUGUUUAUGGCAGAUACAAAAUUAAUAUUACUGGAGACAUUUUAAAGCUGAACUGGCUCCCAGGUGAUCAUGAUGAGAGAAGGGAUUUUAAUUUGCUUAAGUUGACUUUUAAAGCACUUCAUGCUAAGCAGUGCAUGGCCUUCAUAUUUAAAGUUACUGAGCGUGUCUAUAUAAAAGGAACGUUCCAGGACACUAUGGCUGCUCUAAUUAACUUCCUGGUGAAUCUUAAAAUGUGUGGUGAUUUUAAUCUAUUUACUUCGCUCAUUUUUAUGUUCUUAAAGAACUGGGCACAGGCCAGCUUAUCUUAAUAAUAAUAAUUAUUAAUUAUUGUAUUUUAAGUUUUACUCAUAUGAUCGUUGUAAAUAUUUUCUCUUUUAAUAUUGAUAUUUAUCUAUUUUUUUGGUAUAUGUUUAUUGUAAAUGUUUGAUGCAUACUUUUAUUUAGUAACAGAUAAAGAGCCACAAUGUGGAAACCCUGUCAUUAAACCUAUUACUUACUUACUUACAACGUGUAUAUAUCUGAAAGCAAAUAAAAUUUCCUAGGUGCUAUUUUUCCUCAGAAUUGUUUCUCUGUCCUAUGCUCAAGCAAGCACCCCAAGAUUGCUUUAGACCUGCUGAAUACUGUUUUAUCCUUGAGAAACAAUACUUACUGGCUGGUUAAGGUACAGACUUUCUUUUAUUUUUACUUACAUAGCAUGGUGAUUUAGUAAUGGCUUGAAAUGUUUGAACAACCUUGCUCACCAAUCUUCAAACAGGGAAAAUCAAUUGAUACUCUUACUUGUUUAAAACAUUUGUGCUUUUUCUCCAAAACCUUUCUUUUAAAGAGUAGCCCUUAUUAAAGUUUUUUUUAAACCAUAACAUUGUGAAAGCUUAUCUUUUAUUUUUGUGUUAAUUAUAGGUUGAAUUGCUUGAAAUACUUGAGGAGGUGGAUUUCAGGUAGGACAAUGGAUGAAAGUUACAUUUCUCUGACACAUUUCUGUAGUCGUACAUUAAUAAAUAAAAAAGUUUAUAAUAAUGGCAUUGAUAUAGUUUUUUUCAAAUGAACUGCAGUGUUGAAAUGCCAGAUCUUUCAUUUAUUUCUGUUGAAUUGUACACUAAAAGUAUCCAGUGUGAAUAAUAAUGAUAAUAUUAAUUUACUAGUAGUUCUAUUAUUUCUUUUCAGACUGUUGACAUUUCUCAAAAACAAAUUUGAAUACCUGCAGGAGUCCGGAAAACAGAGAUUGUUUGUAAGAAAUAUUUGAUUUAUUAUAUAAUGUUAGAAAUCGUUUUGAAUAGCUUGCUGGACAGUUUGAUUUCUUCAUAUUAGAGCUGAAUAUCAGUUGAUGUGCUGGCUUCAAUAUGAUUGUGCUUUCUACUAUUUUCUCCCUAAAACACUCAAAAGCAAACAAUUUGCCAAGUACAAAUUUGCUGUUUACUCUAUCAUGAUCUUCUAUGGAGAAAAACAAAAUUUUGUUUGUAGCCAUCUAUAAAGGUGAAAUAAAUCUUCAGCAGGGGUGGGGGAAGAAAAAAUGCAGAAACCUACCCAAAAUGCCGUUAGUGUUGCAAACUUUAAGAUGCUUGUGAAAGUUGGUUGAAGGGUUGGAAAUGUGUGGGCCCCUUCUUGCCUCAGUGGUGCUUAAAAGGAUAAAAAUACAGUGAAACCUGUACAUACAUACAUACAUACAUGCAUACACACAUACAUACAUGUUUUAUUUAUUUGGAGUCUUUCCAAAUAACUAAAAUUACAAACAACAAAAAAUUCGUAACCAUAUGUGGCUAAUAAGUUAUAUAAUGGCCCUGUAUAUAGUGGUCACCCUGUAUAUUAUGGUCACCAGAUGACUUCCCAAAAUAAUAUUUUCAGUUGGCCUAUAUAAGGAUAAAAAUACAGUGAAACCUGUACAUACAUACAUACAUACAUGCAUACACACAUACAUACAUGUUUUAUUUAUUUGGAGUCUUUCCAAAUAACUAAAAUUACAAACAACAAAAAAUUCGUAACCAUAUGUGGCUAAUAAGUUAUAUAAUGGCCCUGUAUAUAGCGGCCACCCUGUAUAUAAUGGUCACCUUGCCAUUUCCCUAGGGUGACCAUUAAUUGUACACAGGUUUGACUGUAGUACUUUUUGCAUAAACGUUUGAUAUUUUAGUUAACCAAAUGUUUUGAAGGGAAAGCGAGGGUGUUAAGAAGAGUUUUAGGGAUUUUGUACUUUCCAUGUGAAGUUUAUACCAGCCAAAUGAAUAGCAGGUUGGAAGCGUUUUGAUGCAUUUGUUCCUUAAUCUUCAGAAAACUAGCUUGCAAGAUGAUUUAAUCAACAGAGUGGUGCUUUAUUUGUUGGAAGAUGAUGACAUCAGAGUUAGACAGGCAUCUGCAAAGUGUUUAGCUAGGUAUGGUCAUAUGAUAACUUCUCUCACCUCAAUGCAAGGAGUUUCUCUUUUCCAUUGUCCCUAUCAUAAGUGUGUGAUCACAGACGCUGCUUCUGUCUUAAUCAGAUGCCCAAAUGUAGAUUCCUAGGCAUUCUUAUCUCACACACCACAAAUACAUGUAAGACCACAAAUGUUAUCCUACGUUUCUCAUCAUUUGCAUUUUCACUUCCACUCGCAAUUUUACUCCCAUUCGUUUUGUCAUUUCUCUGUUUCCAUUCCCAAUCCUAUUUUUAUUGUCAUACUUUUACUUUCCUAACCAGGAGCACAAAUGAGGUGAGAUAAUCUUGGACAGCUUUUAAUCAGUAUUUUGGAUCAGUAGUCAGUACUUUUAAACAAUCAUGAUUAUUUCAUUCAUAUUAUUUUCCAGCAUUGUUCCUCACCUCUUCUACUCACUCAAUAAUGACACACAGUCUGUUGUCAUUUCUGCAGCCCAGAGUCAAAUCAGUAAGUUUUAUUGUAUUAAUGGGUAACUUUAGCAGAUAUUGAGUUGCCAGAAAAAAGCAAAUGAAAGAGAGAAAUUAGGAAGGAAGGAAGGAAGAAUGAAAGGAAAUAGAUACAUUUUAAAAUGUAAACCAACUUGUGCAUUCAUUGGGGCAUUAAAAAUGUAUUAAGGUGGAUAGAAGAAGAAGAAAAUUUUCUAAAUGAUAUUAUGACAUCAGAACUUUUUGCUUCAUUUGCAAAUAUUAUCAUGUAAUGCUAAAAUUUCACAAUUUUUAUCAAAAUCUGCUCAUAACUUAUCUGGCAUACUAAUUUUACUUAAAUGCUGUGCUGUUUUUCUGCUGUUAUUCCUGAUGCUGUUCUUUUAGCAAUGCAUUUCAAUAUUACCUGGCUCUUGUUUGGGGAUAUGACACUACCUUUUGUUAAUAUUUGGGAUGUUUUAGGUGGACUGAGUAUUCAGGAGUCGCAGAGUAAAGGUUAUACCCAGUCAGUUAUUGACACAAACCUGUCAAGAAUAGUGUCUCUUAUCACAAACAGGUUAAAUCAUGCCACAUCAAGAACCUCCAUGGUAUGGCAAUCAAACAACAUAAUUAUUUUUCAUUUCUGUUUGCUAGUUGUUGUUAUAGUCUUUUUGUCUUCUUGAUCCUAAUCCAUACUUCUGGUCCUCUCUGUCUUAUUCAUUAACCCUCUAAACCCUAAGAUCAAAAUUUGAAUUCUCAUUUGUUGCCUCUAUUCAUUUCCUAGAGAGGAAGUGGGGAGAAGUUGAUAAAAUAUCAAGCAAAUUCAUCUUGUGUGAUCAUGUCUGUAAUUCUCAUGACCACUCUGUUGUACAAAGCAUUGAUAUUACAAGGAGAAAUUUGAUGCUGAUCACUCUUAGGGCUUAAAGGGUUAAGGUUUUAUUCAAAAUAUUCUUUUAAAUCUCCUUGUUUUAAUUUUGAGUUUUAUUCUAAGCUUAGGAGCUCUUAUUGGCCAACAAAGGAACUUGUUAGCCUCUUUCAGUUAUUGUUUAUGAAUGACAGACAGAAGAUGAAAGAUAGAAAUUACAACCUAUUGAAACAGUCUUUUCCUACCGCUAAUUUACAAUCCUCUCUCGGGGAUUCGUAACUUUUCUGUUACACAACCUAUCACCUCACAACGCUGAUGAAGUUUGAGUGACUCGGACGAAGUAUUCGUUUCGUUUUUUUGCUCUGAGUUUUGGAAUUGUCUUUACUAAAAGUAUUUUCAUAGAGAAAUGCUUUUCAAGAAGCAUUUGAUUUUUGUUGGUGCCAUUGACCAGGAGAAACAAAGACUGAAACAAAAAUAUCUACCUCUUAAGCUUGUAAAUACUGUUUUCCUGUAAAGGUCAAAAUAAAACUUACAAGCUAAAGACUUCUAAUGAUUUACAUCCAGAACCCCAUGACUAAAUGCAACAGACAUUUUAAUUAAUUUAAGGUAAUCUCAUUUUGACAGCUUGGUUGUAUUCAUGUUUUAACACUACUCACGGACGCGUUCCCUGUUGCAAUCCAUCCUGAAGCUUGGGGUUGCAGUGUAUCACUUUCAUGCAAAAGUCCCCUACCCACCCAUCCCAUAGGACCAUUCAGCACACCUCCCAGACCCUCAAGUCCCAGUGCUGCUUGUGCAGGGGGAGGAGGACCUUUGUCAUUAGCUGUGAGCAGUAUGAUAUCUUCAUGGCUGGCUUAUGACUUCUUUGCACAUCAGCAGUUGUUACAGGUAAGUUCUGGUUUUACUUAAAUCAUAGUUUGAGCCAUGGUCUGUCUAUAUUAUGAUAGUUUUUAUUAUGAAUAAGGGUCUUUUAAUAAUGGUUAUUAUAAGAAAUAUUAUGUGGAUAAAUUUGGUAACAAAUAGCUAUUGAAGUUUGAUGAUGGUAUGCACUGGAUAAAUCUCAGUCCAGUGGAUACGGCAAAUGAUUUCCUUAAAUCUUAUUUGCUGGAUAGUGGUAAUUUGUUCACGUGUUUAUAAUACUCGCCAUGUAUACUAGUGGUAUAGUAGCUCUCUCCUUCGCAGAGACUUUUGCUGGAUAUUCCAAUAAAAAUUGCAAGUAGUUAAAAAAUAAUAAGCGCGCGGUGGACGAUGGGAAGAGAGAAAGGGUGGCAUCAUUUCCUGUCUUUCCCCUUCCCAUCGUCCCUCGCGCUCUUUCCAGUUUUUCCUCUCCCCAGCCUCCUUAGGACACAAAGAGGUCAGCGUCUCUGUGGAGGAGAGUGGUAUAGUCAUCUUUUAGUCCGUUCUGUGCUACAGACACUGGUUCCCAUGGCCUUGGUGCACUCUUACUGCUCUUACUUCCUUUUUCAUAAAACAGAUUGCAGGAAGUAUCUUGUUUGGUGCAGGCUGUAGUGGUAUCCAUGUGGCACUAAAGCUGUACUCUGAAAGAGGUCCCCAUGAUCAACCGCUAAGUUCAGCUGAGAACUGGAGCAUAUUCACUGAUGGUGCUUUGGCACCUCAGGCAGAAAAGCUAAUCUAUCAUAUUAUAAGGUAAAGUUAUAGAUUUCACUCUCUACGGGUGAUUGUGUAUGGAAUGUGUGCUGAUCAAAUUAAGAUUUGCCUCAGAAAACAGCCAUCGUUUCCUGACACCACAACUGGUUUCCCGCAAAAUGACGUCUGAGGGACGAAUGCAGAAAUUCCAUACUGAUGACCUGGGUAGUACUUCUGAUUUGUUGAAGCAAAUAUCCCUCGCGGCACGACUAAUCAGAAGUGCUUUAAGCACUACCCAAUCUGAGCAGUGACACGUCAUCAGUAUGCAAUUUCUGCUCUCAUCCCUCAGACGUCAUUUUGCGGGAGACCAGUGGUUACAUCGCGUAAUGUUGGCUGUUUUCUUAGGCUAAAUUGAGAUUUACAAACUAAGGUUUUGAUGUUUGUAUAGCCGCUAGUUUGCCCGUUGGAUUUUUUUAUCGUUUAAAAAAAUCCUAUGGGCAAAUGUGACAGCUGUUAUUUGUUUGCUGCAAAUGAAUCCACGUUUAGCAUUGCAAAACGUUUGGACCUACAUGCAAGGCGGAACCAAAUUUUAUUGCGAACCCAACCCUGCAGUGAUGCUCAUUGCAGUAUUCAAAGCAUGAAUGCAUUGGUGAGAGGCGAUACUGCUGACUGCUGAAUCACUCCUAUACUCACACGUGACUUCUCCCGACUCCCCCAAAUGGAGGGCUUUUUCGCAGGCUACGUUACCAGUGGCGGAUCCAGACCCUCAGGUAAGGGGGGUGGGCUCAGUUUUGUCUAAAAAUAAGGGAACCCGGACCCCCGGGCCUCUCCCCUGGAUCUGCCACUGGAGUCACUCAAAGUCUGUAAACAAAUAGGAGGAGAGAAAAGGCAAAGGAAGCAGUUCUGCUGAAAUGUCUGUGUAGUGAGGAUUGGCCAAUCAACUAAUUACCUGAAUAUAUAGAUUGAAAGUUAAUUUCAAAGUGUACUUUUUUUUUUCUAGAUUGCUGAACAUUUUUGCUCAUGUUAUUGACAAUAUCAUCCCCGGUGCUCAUUCUUUUAAGGUACAGUUUUAUUUGACACCUAGAAAUUUGAAGAAGGAGUUUCUCCUUUAAUCAAAAAAAUAGGUAAAUAGCUCAAUAUCUGUAGGUUUGUCUUAAGUUGAAUUUACAUGAAACACAGCGAAAAAAUAUUGUCAACUUCAACCUGACGUUUGCUAUUUGCGAUAAACGUGGAUGUAAAAUCUCUUUAAUAAUUCAGAGAGAUGUCAGAUAUUUAAGGCAAUGUCAUUGCUUUGCAUGUGAAUGCUUUUAAAAUGCAAGGAAUACAGAGAUUAAGUUUGGUGAUUGCAAUGCUUGAAAGAUGUUUUGAAAGAUUUAGAAUCAGAAUUGACAUGAUUGUGAAGAAGGGGAAGAAGCAUUUACAACUGAAAAUUAUAGUCAGCAACUCUGUGACCUCUAUGAACUGAACUUGUACGGUAAAUGGAGAGAAGAAGUGGUUAUUUCACCUUGCCAUGGUAGCAAAAUUUCUGGAUCUCAGCAAACCGUGGUUCUGCAAAUACAUGUAUGGCAGAAAAAAAACGAAAAAAAAAAACUGACAUGUAUGACUUUCCUGAGCAUGACUGCCCUCAGGACAAAAUGGUGGCCCAUUUUUUUCUUUCUUCGUACGACAAUGGCCGUCUCUGUGAAGAAAGAUUGUUGAGAUCUAUAAAUUUUGCUGCCAUGGUAAUGUGACGACACACUUAACCCUAUUGGCUGCCAUAAGAGAUUCAAAAGCUGAGGGUUCUUGUUAUUCACAGCUCCUCAUAUUGUGUUCCUAAUAAGGGAUUUGUUCUUAUCUAGCUGACAUUUCCAGGCCAGAAUAAAGAUAAACAACAAGCUGCAACAGCUAUUCCUGGUGUGGCUGCUCCCCAGAUCACUCCCGGUUCCAGUCCAGCUGCAUCUGUUCCCAAGAAGCUGCUGACCAAGAGUAAGCGGGCUCUGUCUGAAGCGGAUCUGCAUCAAGCUAGUGCAGAUAGGCCAGUUACACCUUCUAAGAGCCAAACAGGAGUAACUUCGGGUUCAGACACUACUGAGCACAACACUCAGAGCCCUCCGCCUAAGAGCAGCAUCGGAACUUUUCACCAUUUACCUCACUACAUGAAGCUGUAUGAGAUCAUCAAAGGAGCUUUUGCUAAUAAUCAGGUGAAAUAAGUUUUGAAGUAUUUAAGCGCGCACGCAAGCUGUCCUUUUGGGCUAUCAAGUGUUAGAGGGUUACGUGCAUUGCAAACAGCGAGCAAAGUACCAUUUGAACAGACUAUGUAAGUCAAGCGGUUGCAUACCAGGCUUAGAGCAGACCUGGCCGGACCAAGACGCAGAUUCUUUUUUAAAAUUAAGUAAUUGAGUACAAAGUGUUUUCUUUGUUACACAUCUGCAAAUGGUAAGAGCUUCUAGUCUUUUCGGAUAAGUACAAAUGAUUAUCAUCUUGCAUCACAUAAGAGGUGUUCUGUUUCUUUAUGAUUGUUCGAAGACUACAUGAAAACCAAACUUUAUGGGUCAGAAAUGGCACUGAACAGCGGAAAAUAUGCAUGACAGUGAUGCGAUGUCGAGAGUAGAGGGUCAUUGCAAACGCCUAUCAGGUCUGGGUAUAUGACAACUGUUAUGUGACAAGUUGCGUAUUCGAACAACUUUUCACGUAUGAAACAUUGAUUUAUAUAUUUAUCACAUUUGAACUGGUGGGUCAGAUUUUCGGCGUUGGUCAAAUAAAAUUAAGCAAUUUCCUCAUGUAUGGAAGCAAAUGCAAGUUCAUGCAUGCAACUUGCUUGUAUGGGUGGGACCUAAUAUAGUGUGAUACAGGCAAUUUAGCCUCCCAAGUAGACGCUUUUAUGGCUUCGUCACGGGUUUCUCCCCCACGGACUUUCGUUUGGGAUGAUUGCAUGACUAGCUAAAAGAACGUCUGCGUUGGAGGCUAUAGCCAAUUUUGGCAGCACUUGUACUAAAGUAAACACUGGUGUGAUAACCAGUCUCUUGUCAUGCUUCUAAUUGUAAGGAAAAAUUGUUUGAAGCGUUACAUGAUUACUCUAAUUUAUAUCCUACCAGGUGUCUCUGAUAGAUCCAUCUCAAGACAAGUUUUGUCAGUUUGUGAAUGCAGCAUUGGAGGCUUUGUCCCUUCUUCUUGAAGUUACGGCGUUUUCAGACAUCGGGAAAGUAAGAUCGCGAUUGAACAUUUGAUAUUGCAUUCAGAAUAGAUGUCACGGCAAUCUAAUUUUAUUGAGACCACUAUCUGCCUUUUGUGUUGUAGCAUGUUGAAGAAAUUCUUAGCUAUUUACAAGUUUGUGUCAAAGUGGAGGCGACUAAGACUUUCCUGUGUGUUCAACAGGUAAGAGGUAUUUAGAUUCAAUUGAGAGUGAAUGAUUAGCUCACGUAGUUACAGCUCUUAUUCUUUAAACUUUUGUGUAAUGUGAGUGCUUUCAGUCCAAAAAAAUCCUUAAAUCGAGCUACAACGAAAGUAAGGGACAGUUUAGAUGUAGAUAAGAAUUACGACGUGCACAGCCGCAUGAUUAACGUAGCGUGGACAUUGUAAUUGACGUAAAGCAAAAAUGUCAAAAUAGAUUUCGUGUGUUGUUUAAUAACUUAGCUACUGUAAGAGUUAUGGGUGUGAAAUGCUUCGUCAAUUCUUUGUUUAACAGCUGUUGCGUGCUAUGUUUGGUAUCAAUGCCCUAAGCCAGCCUGAACUCGCUCAAGCAUCCAUGGUCCCUCCAUGUUUAGCUGUCAGUCAUGUUACAUUGCCAGCACAAAUUGAUCAGUUGCAGCCUGCAGAUGAUCAAUUAUACCAGUCGUGCUUCGUUCAGCCAGUGGCACUUGUUACACAGUGUCUGAAUAAGUUAAAACCUAAAGAGGAAGGAAAGGAGAAAGGAAAAGAUGAAGAAGUCUUGGGGUACGUGAGCUAUUAUUGUUAAUUAAGCUGUUAAUGUGGUUGUAUCAUCAUCAUCAUCAUCAUCAUCAUCAUUAUCAUCGGCAUCAUCGUCAUCAUGAGCAUCGUCAUCAUCAUCAUCAUCAUCAUUAUCAGCAACAGCAUCAUCAUCAUUAUCAGCAGCAUGAUCUUCAGCUGAGCAUCCGCAUCGUAAGCAUCAGAAUCAGCAUCAUCAUGAUCAGCAUCACUAUCGUCAUCAAAAGAGAGAUUUAGGGUCACGUUUACCGUUUCACGUUUAAUUUGUACCACAUGACCAAGUUUUCCCUUCAAUCCUCUUUUGCUGUUCAUUACUUUUACAGACAAAUUAGUAGUUUCACUUUAGUUUUAUCCACAAGACUGAACUUGGACUUUUGUUAUCUACUCAUUUUUUUCUUUGAGAUUUUGAGAAAUUCUCAACUUGAACCUGACGUUUGCCGUUUGCCGUAAACUUGACUCAAUCAUCAUAAUAACAAUCCACAUCAACAUAAUUCUCAUCAUCGCCAUCAUCAUCGUCAUUUUCAUGAUGGCAAAUUGAAUGUGUCCAUGCCCUAGACCAGCAUUGCUAUAAAUAACGAGACAAAGGUAACACACUUAAAAAGAUACGUGGAAAGUUAGUAAUUUGUAGUUUUACAGUAUUUUACCCGUGGCUCAUGUGGCAAGAAAGAAGGUGUCUACAAUCAUUAAUUGCCAUCAUUUGUACUGAUAUCGGGAAGCGUCUUCCAUAUAUGGUCAAUGCUCACUGGUUAUGAAGAAUUAGCCAGGGGAUUUAAGCCAAUCAGAAACGGUACAAUAUUUUGAAUAAUAAUAAAUCUAAUAUCUAACGGCUUGCCGAGCUGGUUUUCAGUGGGGCCUCCAGUGAUAACUAAAAUUAAUUUGGAAUUCAAGAGACUUUUUUAUGUUUGUGCAUGUUAUUUUUUUUACCCUUCUGUUGAUUUAAUUUGUUUUUUUCAGUGGAAUUGGUUUGUUUAUCAAAAAACUCAGAAAAAAAUCAGCGACAAAUGUUCGACCGGCCAUGAAACUGGACAAGGUAAAAGUAACUUUUAUACAGCUCUAGUCCUUCUAGGAAAAUAACACGUAGUUUGCAUUUAACCGUUGGUAAUUGUUUAACGUGACUUAAAUGUUUGACUGUGUGGUGAAAUUAGGUACCGCUUAGCCUCAGAAAAGAAGCGACAAUUCGAAAUCCCCUUCCGAAAUCACGACCAAGUGAAUGAGCGGAGAAAUUCCAAAUGGAUGACGUGUCACUACCCAGAUUAAGGUCGUGCUUCUGAUUGGCUGAAGCAAGUUUUCCUCGCGGCACAACCAAUCAGAAGUACUACACACAUCUAGGUUUUGACAUGUCAUAAGUAUGAAACUUCUGUGCUCGUUACUCAGACUUCAUUUAGCGAGGAAACCGGUGGUGACGUCGCGAAAUAUCGGCUUUUUUCUCAGGGUAGGCCAGUGCCAGUGGGUAUAAGGCCUUGACAGUAUUUAUUAUAUUCAUUCAUACAUUUUGCCACGUAGAAUAAAUAUUACAGGAAGAAAAAGAAAAAAUAUUGCUAAGAUUGAAAGUUGACAGGGCAGGAAGAGCUACAAAAAUAGUUCAAAAUAAAAUGUAAUAGAUGGGCGAGUUUAAUUUAUAGCUCUCUGCCGAGCAGCCAGGCAGUUUUAUUGUCAAAUAAUCUAGCAGCUUUAACACAACCAUUAGUGACACUGUUAUACGGCAUUAGCCUCGUUCUCAUUAGUGCCUCUUCACAUGAGCCCAGUUGACUGAGCUGACUCAGUAACCGGGAUGAAUUUUGCCUUGGGCUCAUAUGAGAAAUUUCAGCCCGGUUUCCGAGAUGAGAAAAGGCCAAAGUUCCUGGGGACGAGUUCUGGCGCCAAAUUCGAGAAACAAAGCAAACAUGGCGAAACACAAAAAUUUCGCGCCUAUUAUAGCUACGGCAACUCUUAAAGCUGUAUCACUGCAGUUGAAUGGGAUGCUUACGAAGUGGAAAGUACAGCAGGUAGUGCAAGAUGAUGCCAUCCGGACCGCCAGAAUUCAUCUUGGUAACCGGGCUGAAGUGUUCAUAUGGCAAAAUUUCCGGCCCGCUUACCGAGAUCUCGGUUGCAAAAACCGCGAAUUCUAUAGCCGAGUCGGCCCGUCCUCUAAAAUAUGAGCACAUCGAAAAUUUUACAAAGAAUUUAGAGGUGAGGCGAGAUCUCGGAAACCAGGCCAGCCCGGUCAACAGGGCUCAUGUGAAGAGGCCCAUACUCCAAAACUUGACGUUGAGUUUGGGGAAGGGUGGGUGGAGAUUUUCCCAGAAUCUUACUCUGGUGAAUUCAUCAUCUUGUUUCACCCUGUUACAUCACCACUUAGUGAAGUAUUUGCUCAUGUUUUUGUUUUUUUUUUCCUAUAGCAAUCUCCUAUCCACUCAUUUAUCCGUUGGUUUGAGCCAUUAGUGAUUCGUGCAUUGAAGGAAUACACUCUGUCAAGUAGUAUCAUCUUACAACAACAGGUUCUGAGUCUACUGGCUCAGCUCAUCAAACUCAGAGUCAACUAUUCAUUACUGGAUGCAGAUCAGGUCAGGUGACUACUUUUGCUAUAAGUAGUGUGGAUUAGUUACAAUGUAAGUUUAUAAGUUAGUCAAGACAAAUCCGUCAGGAACCUAUAGGGAGAUGAUGACGAUGAUGAUGAUGAUGAUGAUGAUGAUGAUGAUGAUGAUGAUGAUGAAGAUGAUGAUGACGACGACGAUGAUGAUGAUACUAGUUUCUAACCUAGUAAUAUUUCAAGUAAAGCGAUUUUUCGUAAGACCAGGAGGAACUGCUUUGACUUGACGUUUCAUUCACAACCUUAUUUUAUGGCUACAAUAGUACGCGCGCUCCAAUUGGCUGUUUGUUAUAAUGACCGGGCUUUACUAGCCAGGUGUCCAAAGCUUAUACAAUCUGUGUUUUUGAACACAAAACUUGAUAGUGGACAUCCAUGUUAUGGUCAGUUGACCGCUGUCAAGAAAGGCUAUCCGCUGACCAGUGCCACAUGACUGUAUUGCGGGCUGAACUAGACUGGGCUUAGGUCCAAAAUUUCUCAUUGUCAAAGAAACUGUCUUGUGGUUUCGAUCACAUCGCCAGGUUCGUCUCUGUUCAGUGAACACGACCUCGACAGGUCCUUUAAUAUGUAACUUGUUAACCUCGUCCGUUCGGUCAUUAUAUGGAAAUCUCAGACCUCGGCCGUGGUCAAGGCCAGUGGCGGUGAGUGUAUCUCGACGAUCUUAUGGAAAAAUAGAGGACUUUGAACAGUCUAAAUUUGCUCAUAUGUUGAUGGCAGUAUUUUUUUUGUCAGGUUUUCAUUAGCUAUGUCCAGAAACAGUUUGAAUUCAUCGAUGCUGGCCAAAUAAAGUAAGUGAAAAUAUUCGUCCUUCACAGUAGUCUGGAUAUCGGUUCUUAUUGUUAACAUAAAGUUUUGCGUACAUUAACUUUGACUUUCUUAGACAAUCAUAGUUCAUUUGAGAUGCUAUAUCAAGGAUUCCAGACUUAACUAUCGAUGUUUGAAGCCCUUUCAUUGUUUGGAAGGCCACUUUGCUCUUAUUUUCUAUACUCUUCUCAUUUUAACACCAUUUUUUUUCCUGACAGAUCCUGUGACACAUUUCUUCCACACGUCUUCCAGUUUCUCGUUCUUCUCUCCUAUGAAUGCUUUCAGCCCAAGUUUAAUGAACCAAAAGCUAUUGUAGGGAUGCCAAGGAUCAUUCAGCUUUGUGAUGGGAUCAUGGCCGGUGGACAGCCAGCCCAAAGUCAUGGUACGACAACGUGAAAGAAUUAACCAAGGCCAAAUGCCUAACUUCAAGAAAAAAUUCAGUUUUUUUUGUAAAACACUGAUAACUUUUCCCUUCAUGAGUAACUAAAUUAAGAUUUUCCCAUUUAUUUUAGCUAUUCCAGCCCUACAGCCAAUAAUACAUGACUUGUUCGUUCUUCGAGCUGCUGGUAAGAGUGAGAUUGGAGAGGAUUUGGAGACGCAAAGAGAGGUGGUGGUUUCUAUGCUGCUUCGUCUUGUGCAUUACCCUGAGGUAUGAUUCUUUUGGCAGCAGUUAGUCCAUUAGCGAGCAAGACAGUUUGUUCUGUGGGUCGUACAGCCUUGCUCACUACAGUUAGUAUGAGUUAAUCCGUUAAUCGGUCAGUCAGUCAGUUUUUGAAUCAGCCAGACAGGUAUUAAACCAGUCAGAUAUUCAGGCCUAGUCAGCUAUUUCCUCAGAACCCAAGAGUCAUGGUGACUCUAGCCUGUGAUUUUGCCCUCUUACAUCUCUAGUUUGCCCCGUGGGAUAGAGGGCUUUUUUCCCUUCUUCGGCUCUUCUAAAAAAAAAAGAAAAAAGAAAAAAUAGCGCCUGAUUGCAGGUUAUAGUGACUGAUAUCUUUACAAUCUGUACCUGUAAGGAAGCCAUCUUCAGAGUCAAUGGUUAAGACAGUUAGUCAAACAGAUGACUCCGCUGACAGGUAGUGAGCCAGUUAGUUGGUCAGUCAAUCAAUCGAUCGAUCAAUCAAUCAUUCAAUCAAUCAAUCAGUCUGUAAGGUGUUACGUUACUUUUUUGUCUUUUUCUUACUCUACUGUCAAAAUUUUAGGUGUUGGAGAUGUUAGUCGUUGUUCUUAACUGCUACCAACGAGAUGAAGUCAAAUGGAGGAACCUGUCUGGACAAGUCAUAGACCUUCUGCUUCCUCUUCUAGCCAAUCAUAAGGUAAAAAUUGGACUCAAACUAAUCAUGCUUAGUAGAGUCACUCAUAUAAAUUGUGUGUAAUUGUCAACUUUUGAGACCACUAACGAAUUUUAAUUCUUGCGGCGCAUUAAACAAUUCAAAUGAAACUCCUUCCACGAUAUUUUAACCUAGCGCUAUUUGUGUUGCAAUUUUUUUAAAUUUUAACUGAGCGCUCUGCAAAAGGUUUUAGAAUGAAAGCAGCUAAAAAUACUGAUCUGAUCUACCAUUGUAUUCGUAGGUACAUGUUGAAUCUGAGUAUGGUUUUGAGAUGCUUCAAAGUCUCCUUGCUGCUGUCGCUCCUGGUUCAUUGUGGCCUGUGGAUGUGUUGCUGAGGGUAUCAUUUUCCAGUGUUGAUCCAGUGAGUAAAACCUACAGUAAAAACCCGCGAUUAAGAACCUGAAAAUUAAGAACCUGUUAGCCUAACAUUUGCCAUUUAUAUCCCCUAUAAACAAGAACCUGUUUAGCCUAGAAAAUGAAAAACAGGUUCUUAUUUUUUAAAAUCAUAUUAUUGAAAUGCAGCUGCAAAACUGUGCAAGAAUCCUGUUUGAAGAAUUAGGAACUUGGCAUUGCUGUGCAAAUAAAAGUGCUAAUUUAUUGAUGUAAUAAAAAAAUAAAAAAAAUAUCGUUGUAUCGCAUUUUGAAAUUGACCAAUAGGCUGAUUACCAUCUUGUUUUGUAGCUUGUUUUUUUAUGUAAUUUUUUUUUUACAGAAAUAAGAACCUAUUUAAGAACCUAAAUAGCCUAAAAUUGUGUUAACUACCAUUUAAAUAAGAACCUGUUUAGGCUAACUCCAGAAAAUGUAGGUUCUUACUUGUGGGUUUUUACUGUACUAAUUUCUUACGCUCUUGAAGAAAACGGAAAAUCUGCCUGAUGCAACAAUUGAACAAUGAGGAACAAGACUGUCCAUUUCUUUUUUCCUAAGUUUCUGGUAGAGGCCAUUGGAUACAUUUUCCUAAAAAAAAAAAUGUUUAAAUUAGAAAAAAGAACAAUGUGAAGCGCGAUUACUGCCUUGUUUCCAGACUUCUUUCUUACAAUGCGUUUUUGCGCGCAAAGGACGGUGGAAAGGUAAGAGCGAACGAGACGUUGCUUCGCCUCUCUUGUUUCUCCCUCGUGUAUUGCCUCAGGUUUCGUCAACAAUUAGUCUCGUUUCACUCUCGCCUUUGUUCGCGACUAACCAAAGUGCGACAAACGACGCCACUGGGGAGGAGGCAGGUGUGAUCAGGUGUUUAAGGCAACCACAUUCGCCAAAAAAUGGGGUUUUACGGCCGCUUCAAACCUGUUGUAUUUUAUAUUUCCCUUUUGAGAGAGGUACAUAUGCAUGUAUCAGUUUUUUAUUGGAAACACUUCCUGUUCAUUACGGAGAUAUCUAACAACUUUGUUUUCUAAUGACUCUGCCUCCCUAUAUAAGCCCAUGCCUACACAAUACAGGGUAACUCUUGCGCCUUUACGAAAACCAUACCGGAUAGGGCUUCUCUGCAGACAUACGAACGGUAAUUUCAGACCGAUUUCUGUGACGGAAGCUGGGCCGCACUGAUCUUGAAAGGAGGUCUUUACUGGUCGGAUAGGUUUCUGGGCCCACUUUUCGUGGCACCGUGAACAGGAGGUGUUCAUAGCAGGUCAGAGUAUUUUUCAUGUCAACAUGAUAUGCUAUCCGGUAUAGCCCAAGAGCACUCUUGUGUACUGAGUUUCAGACUGUCUAGUUAUUAAGUAUCCUGAUUGACUAGCCUGUGUCGCAGACGUAAUUUAACCUCAGUAAUGUCUGCGAAGCAGCGCCGAUAUCCUUGUUCUGGGUCUCCAACGGACUCAGCGAAUAACCCGAAGUGCGUUUCAAAUUUCCUUUCAACGUGAUUGGCAAUAACUUUUUAACAGGGCAAUCAUGGCGCGUCCUCAAAUCCAAGUACACAGGUGGAGGCACAGAACAAUGAUUUCGGCACAGUUUCGCAGAUUGACUUAACCACAGGAUUAGUUUCGUCUAUGGCGCAGGCUAUGAAUGACAGGCUUAACUUUUUUAUGGCCAAAACCGCGAAAAAAAAAAAAAAAACCUUUGUAUAACCAGGCACCGUCCUCAACAAAUGUCUUGCUUCUAUUCAUUUUUUUGCUUUAAUUUUAGAUCCAGUCUGAGGUAUUUGGGCGCUGGUUGGCUACAACGCUGGUAAUGUUUCAAACUCUCAUGGCUCAUGUCUCAGAAGAUAUUCUGCUGUCUAGAAUUGACCAAUCAGGUCUCAGACCCAAAUGUGCUCAGAAGCCUGGGACUCCUCUGUUGCCAAUAGAAGUAAGUUCUUGGUCAAGUAUCUCAAUUUAUGUUAGUAGUAGGGUGCUUAUGCAGCUAUGACUCCGACGCCAAUAAAAACGCCUAAAAAGUGAAACACGCUACACGUGCCGCAUACUCUUUUGGUAAAUUUCUUUACCGUCUAACUUCACGACUACGACAUGAAAUUCCCUAAUUUCGCGUUUUAUGGAGGACGUAGUAAGCACACGACGAUGAUUUUCAUUUUUUUUUCUCUGAACCUUGGAUAGGGACCUGAGCAAUUCAUUUCCAGAGAAAUUCACUUACAUUUGACCGAUUGAACGAAAUGGAAUAAUCUCGAUAAUAUUUGCAACAUCCCGAAUUCACUUUAAAAGUUACGUUUUCGCUGAUGUCGCCAUCGUGUUUUGGUUAGCUCCCUAGAGUUUCACCCAACUAUUUUAGUUGUGCGUUGCUCUACUUUGUGAUUGGCUGCAAAAUCGCACAUUACCCUCUCUUUUCCCGCGCUUGGCAUCCGACCAACUGUAUCUCUAAAUGGUUCUUAUGACUGUGGCUGUUAUGAUUGGCUUAAGUAAUUACUGUACUUAAAGUUAAACAAAGCUCAAUUGAACAUUGCUUAAAUACUUUCCUCUUCUAGGUCUAGGCGUUCGGACUUUAAGUGAGCGCCAAAAUUUCCGGCACCAUGAGACGAAAGGUUCUUUGUGCGCAUACCUAACUUUUCUUUCACUAGAUAUAAUAGAGAUAAGGAAUGUUUUUCUUUUUAGGUAUUUGUAAAAUUUCUUUUUUACGUGGUGGAGGUGACUGCCAGUCAUGUUAAAAGGAUAACAAAGAACACUGAGGAAAGCAGUAAGCGAACGCUGGAAGUAAAGACAUUUGUGUUUAAGCUGUUUGGAUGCACCUUAACAUGUCUUACGCAUCUUUUAAAAUCAGGUUUGUGGAUAACACGUGUACAAUAAGCCUAAAGUUAACUUUGAAAUGGUUAGAGGUGUUACAUGAACCACCUUACAACAACAACAACAACAACAACAACAACAACGGGAAUUUAGCCUAGGAAAACAGCCGUUUCUCCUCGCUCCUCGCCGCUGGGGACGUUUCGCGAGGAACACGUGUGUCAUGUUUACACAUGACAGACAAAAGACAAAAGGCCACAAAGGUUAAAUGUAAACGCGCUGAGUAUGUAACAAAACAGUCAAUAUUUGUGGAAUAUAUUCUUCUCUAGAAGAAGCAUUUGCGUGUUGCUGAAGCUCGUUCGCAGAUGAACACAACAAUUUAUUAAAAUCGACCAGCCGAAACUUGAAAUCGAACAAAUUUGCAUUUGGAAUCCCAUGACUACCUGAUUUGUUAAGUAAACAUUGAUUUACGUUAUCAGUAUGGAAUUUCUGUCGCUGAGUUGCAGACGUUCCACCUCGCGAGAAGUCCCCAGCGGCGAGGAGCGAGGACAAACGGCCUUUUUCGCAGGUUAACAGGAAUUUUCAAGAAAAUGUUUUUGCUCGAGAGGGGUUUUUAAAACGCACUGGUUUCUAGGGUAGGCAGCAGCACCUAUCUGACCAUUAUUUAAGCCAUUUAUAUUCCAGUAAGGGUUAGUCACCAGUGUUCCAGCCAGAGCGCGCCAUUGCGUGAAUCCCGCAAAAGGUCGAUAGAUGGACCCCACCAAAAGCGUUCAAGGGCCAUUAUGGCCCUUUCCUUUUUUAAGUGCCUGGGCUUAAAAUGGUCUCUGUUACUUCAAGUACAAUAAUUUUCCAGUUAAACAGAAUUUUUAAUCUAAAAAACAACGACUCAGUACCUUUGUACACAACAUGAAAAUCAAUCGAUGAAUUUUCUUGAGUUUACCUGAUUUAUCGUGAGUGGUCUGGAGACCACUAAGCCUCGACUUGGCUUUUGUAAUAUCGCAGAAGCUCAUGGGUAUCCAUCAUGGCGUCUCGAAAAAGAAUAAACCUGACAAACGCAUCUUGGAGGUCUAUCAAAAGUUUUUUCUCACAAGUAACGAAAAAGUGGAUGGAGACGAAGCAGUUAAGAAUAAGCGAAUGAAAGCAGGUCUUGACGGUGAAGUGGAAAAUGAGUUUAAAAAAAAUUACUAUUUUUAUUGCAUACAUUCUGAUUGUACUGUUUGCUUUAUUACCGAAGAUUUCCUCUAUUGUGUAUAAAAGGGGACGCUCCAUGUCAGCUUCAAAUAAACUGACAUUUUUAUUUCCUUAACUUUCCAACUGCUUCUUCUCUUUUGCAUAUUAGAGAGAUACUGGUACAUUGGCCCUUUCUUGAAAUAUCUGGCCCCCAAAAAUUGGUUGUAGGGGCCACUUCGGCCCUCAAGCACAAUUUUCUGGCCGGAACACUAACCGUUACCAUUGUGCGUCCUUUUUUUAAUGAUGAACUUUUAUUUUGUAAAAAAGCACUGUGUAUUCUCAUUUAUUUUGAAGCUUUGUAAUAUAUUCCGUGCACAGUCAUCUAUGUAAAAAAUUGGGUCAUACCAUUAAUGUUCUUUACUGAUUUCAAUAUCCCUGUAAAGAGCUGUUUUCCUGCACAUUCAUGUACUUCAUGAAAGAACUCAACAUUAACAACCACCGUAAUUAAACCUAUUGAACUUCAUAUUUCAGCAAACUUCAAGAAAGUAUCACAGCUAGCAAGUUCUUCCCCUCUCAUUACGCCGUCUGUGGACAUAAUUAAUGAGUGUGUUUCUCAUCUGGUGGACACCCACCCAGUAUUUGUAUUGCAGUGGUGCCAGGUCCUACGGCAACUCAAAUACAUGGACGCACAAUUCUGGUGUGGUUUUAUCGAUACGGGGACUCGCUUAAGCACAGGUAAAAGUUAUACAUCUUGCCGACUGAGACUAAUAGCAGAAAUACAAGGGAAACGUUGUGUAGUACUGAUAUGAUUGAGAGGACUUGGCGGAAAUUCUGCGCAUUUGCUUACAUUCUUGCUUACACCAUGAAGUGUACUUCAAUUGAUUUAGCCUGCGUAGACUAACUCAGUGGCGGGAUUAGUUGGAGAGUGCGGUAGUAGCCAGGUCUGUGUCGUUAUUUGUAGAUUUCACGGCGGAGCCGCGAAAGGAUUGGGAGCUAGUCAAACGUAAGAUUUAAUUUACAGUUCCCCGAGUUAAAUCCGCCAUGUAUAGUGUUAUGGACACUUUCACAGGAAAAUCAUGAUUGCUCAGUAUCAUUAUAAGUAACGUGGAAUCAAGGAACGUCCAAAGAGCCUUCCCCUAAAUUCGCAUUCCCGAGUUUUUUCUCUACCAUAAGUAACUUUUAUGCUCUAAGAAUCAAUAAAUAAUUAACAACACAGUAAAAGUUCCACUGAAUAGCUUUCUUUUGAAAUUAAUCUAAUGCUUUAAGAUUCUCUAAACGUUAAUGAACUACACCUCGGGGUACACUCUGGAACCUCAACCUCACCACUAGAAGUGAUAAAACAAAAUGGAGACGUUUCUAUGGGAAACAGUAAAAAAGCUGAUUUUCUCUUCAUUUGACAUUUUUUACUUAUCUGCUUUAUAGUCUCAGGCGGUGAUAUUGAUUUAGAAGGUCCGACCUUGAAUAAGGAUGUGACUAAGUUAGGAGUACUCCUGAUGUACUGCGAUCUUCUUAUAACCCAGCACAUGGUAUGUUUUCAUUACCGGGCUUACUUUUGUUUUAUGUUCAGACAUCAGUUUAUAUAGGGAUUAUGCAUUGACCAAUUUCGGCUGCGUCCAUUUCCCGUGGGGUAAUCCCCGGGCAUUAGCAGGUUUUUUCUUGAAAACCAGUUUCCUAGGGGUGGGGAUAUUUUAGCUGCCAAAUUCUCCCCGGAAAGUAUUCAAUUGUCGCUCUUUUCGCAGUUUUGGAUGUUGACAGAAACAGUUUAUGGUAGACGAUAAUUUUCUGUUCCUAUACCAUUUCUUGGGCAUUCAUUCCCAGAUAACAUGAAGAACUAAAUAAUAGCGGGAGAUUUUAAAGCAUAAUUUCUUUACCUUUUCAAAACUCAAUAUUUCCAAACUCCAGUUCGACCGGGAAUCAGGUAGACGAAGAACCACUUUGUGGAUGUGCUACCUCCAAAUCAUUAUUUAUUUUAUUUAUCAUUUAUUUAUUUAUUUGGUAACGGUUAGGUUUUCCUGAAUCGUUUCUUUUUUUUCAUCAGUACCUUUCGCGAAGCGUCUUUCGGAGCGAGACGGAGUCAAGGUUCUUCGCCUUCGCUAUAAAUUGCUUGACUUUUUGUGUUAACCCAUCAGGACCAAGGAAAGUUAGACUUGUCUCAUGCCGGAACUCUGCUUAGGAUGUCAUUCGAGGACUUAAUACUGAUGGCUGAAGAACCGCCUGUACAUGGAUUUCUCAGGUAACAGGACGACCUGAAGGAUUUAUUUCCGGGCAACGGCAACGGGUGUAAAUGAGCCAUAGUGUGGGUGGCCAUCACGCUUCCGGAACAGUCCAAUAAAUCAGUUCGACACAACACUUGACCCAGUGUCACGCGGAGCUUUCAAAGGUGCUAUCCAUGCAUUUUUGUUGUUCUUGUGCCCAAACUUUUGGCUGAGUAAACACACGAGAGUUAUGGAGAUUUGGGGAAAAUUAGAUAAAACUUUUACUUGUGUAGCUUACAAGUGUGGCUAUUGUUUUUAGACUCUAAAACGGUAGCUAUAGCUUUAUAACUUUAUUUAAUAUUUUGGCCCUUGGACAAGAUAUGGAUAUGAUAUUCCAGAGCAGUGUGUAACAACGCCGUCUUACUUACAUGUGCUCUCCUUUCGCAGUAUACUUUACAGCAGUCCAGAAGGAAGCAAGCUUUUACUGGACUCUGUCAGUUCCUGCAGAUCACUGCCUGAAGCCAUGAAACGGGUAAAAAAGUAAAAGUAGGAAAAAGCCUGAUAACUUAAGCACAUUAUAUCCCGCGUGGGCCCACAUAAAGUAAAAAAAAAAAAAAGAAACAAUAAACGUAGUUCAGUGCACGAGAUGUCUAUAGGUCAUUAGUAGUGAGAAUAAUAAAUAAGUAAGAUGGCCUUGUAUAGCAACUGCCUUUCUGAAUAACACUUUAAGCCCGGUGAUGAAGUGAGAAAAUUGCAUGAUUGAGUCCCCGACGGUCUCCGACCACACUCGAUGGGUGCUCUAUGCCGAACCUAGCAAGUAGCCUCACUUUAUCUCAUUUUAUAGUGUACACGCCGGAUAAUUGGGAGGUCUGGUUUUUUAAUACGGGGCCUUUUUUUUGCGCCAUGCUUUUGCAACUUUCUAAUUAAUUUUGUUUGUUUUCAGCCAACCUUUGUAAAAGGUCUGUUGCUCUGUUUGAAGGCAGUGCACCAGUCGCAGUCUCUUUAUCUGUUGAGGAUACUCACAGAGAGUUUUCUGGACUCCAGUCAUCAAUCUGUUGUCCGAAUGACCGAGCGCAUCAUUCGCAGAAGGCUUGAGAUGUACUCUUCCGGGCAGAAGAGGGUAAUUUUAUAUUUUUUGCAGCAACCUUAUUUGUCUCUCAACGUCCUGAUAACGUUCAGACCCGAACAGCGUUUUAUGCGCUCAAUGUUCGCCUUUAAGAAUCACAUUUUGCUGGCAGUGAAAGUAGUAAUAUAAUUAAAAGGUGGCAAAGAAACUUGACCUGUUUAGUGUGUGGUUAAGACUGCAUGAAUUGAUUGCGGGUUUCAAAGAACGAUGCCCUCGUUCAAACGUAGCUGCAAGCUAUCAGAAGUUUUAAACUUGUAGAAUCCUACAAUUCCGUAGUGUAGCCAGAACCUGCGUGUACUGGUGAUGGUUUUUAAUAACUUGUGUCCGCUCUGAUUUAACUUAUUUUUUUUGCCGUAAAUAACCUCUGGUUUUCCACGCGACCUCAUAACUGUCUGUUUUGGCGUGAGCUCUCGCCUGGAAGUAUUUCAUUGCCACCAAUUUGUGUCCUCGCACAAGGACGUUUGUUGAUUUGAAAAGUGGGUACCAAUCUCCAUUGGGAUUAGUAUCCAUGCCCUCCCGACGCUAUAGGCCAUUAUUGGGUUGCGUCUGAGACUGGGUCGGUGUCGUGUCGAAUUGACCAUGGGACUGGUUUGGGGACGGUAACACUUCUCUAUCGGCUUUUACGAAUUUGCGCGGGAAACCCCCCCCAAAAAUUCGUCGUUACAGUGCUAUUUGAAACAAUACCGAGCCAGUCUCAAACGGAAACGUCAAAAUGUACGUCCAGUAACUGACCAUUGACCGAGGAAUAUUACAUUCAAUCUGUCUCUUAUUCUGUUCAGUUUUUAGGCAAACUGAACAACAAACUUUACUUCAACAUUUGUGGUAACUAAGAACUUCCCAUAAAAAAAUUCAUGCUGUCGUUGUACGUGAGAUCAAGUCUGUUAGGUUUGAACUUCAAAGCAGUUCUUAAUUUUUCAACGUAACCGAAGAAGAUUCCCCUUGUAACCAACUCUCUCUCAAUGGUUAAAAUUACUUUUAAGAAUCAAGCAGACCUUGCGAUAACAUGUGGUGAUUGUUUGUUUUUGCUUUACCAGGACUCGGCGCAAGAUGUACUAGAAGAUGACCUGAGAACUGUUUGUCAGUUGAUUGUGUCAAAGAAGACAGCGAAAAGGUGGUUUUGUUAGUAUAUUUACAAUACAGUUAAUGCGUUAACUUGUUGUUUGUGAAGAAAAUUGAAGAUCAUUAAAGACAGGCGCAAGGUAUACCCAGAAAAUGCUUUUUUAAUAUAAUAUUGAAAUUUGUACAGAUGGAGGAGGCGCUAUCCACGGAGGCCUGCAUGACGUCAAUCGUGGAUAAUUUAUCAUCACUGACUGACGUCAGUGAAAGUCAAUCAAAUUAUGCUCUAAACAUGUUCUUAGUUUAUCUGUGAAAGGUUUGAACCCUACAGUACUCACUGGUUAUGAAGAAUUAUCUGGGGGAUUAAAGCCAACCGAAACGGAGAAAUAGUUUGAAUGUGUAAUAAUAACGUAUAUCUUGUUCCUUCAGAAAUUCGUCACUGCUUUUACUGGUGAAUAGAAUUCUCGGCCCCAGUUCACCUCCUCAACGCGAAAUGCCCAGUGGUGAAGAUUUAGUCUCAUCCCUGGAAAACUACACAAUCGGCAGGGUAAGAUGGUAAUCUUAAAGAGUUUGACCACCGCUUGGCAAACCAAGUGGGAAAAGAAACUUGAUCCGGGUCUUUGUUUUAAACCGUGUAGAGUGUUUUCACUCACGUUGCCAGCAUCUCUGCAAAUUUAUUGGAACAAAAGAAAGCGUUUGCCGAAGAGGACAUAAGAAAAGAGUUCAACUCCCACAGUACUGGUUUGGGACGCCAACAUGGCCGCCGUUUGACUUCGUGUGAAAACACUCUAUAGAUCGUUUUCACUCACGUGAUCAGUAGCUAAGUAAAUUUCUUGGAACAAAGGAAAGUUCUUAAAUGAGAAAAGUGUUCAAUCCCCACAGGAAUUGCUUUGAUACACCGAUAUGGCCACCACGACGUCAUGUGAAAACGAUCUAUUGGCAAUUUAUAACCGCAAGCGGCUGGAAUUCACAAAAAUGUCGGCAUUUUGCUCACCUGUUUUCCAUCAUGCCACUAAAAAUGUUGCUUGAUUAGAGGAUGACAAAAAUAAAGGUGAAUUACAUUGCAUCACUGCAUUGUCACUUCUUGAAACGGUUUGAGCCUUGUCAAUUCAAGUUUGACUUCCUUUGCCUUGUUUAACCUUCUCGAGUAUAUUUAGGUCCAUUGAACCUUUGUUAAUUUCUUUCUCUUCUCCUUCAAUGCUGGUCCGUUUUAGAGAUUCAAAACUAAAGUUUACUGAGGGAGGAAUUAGGGAGUGAUACCUGUAUCAUGUCAAGUCUUCUUGUAUCUUGUGUUUCCAUAAGCUUGGCCACGAAUUGUCACUGGAGUUGAGUGACACUUUGGCGGUUGUCAUCAGCCGGAAAUGUUAGUAUCCCCCUAUGAUUUGUGGUUGCUUAGCAGAGGAUCUUUCUUCCUUUUAUCCUAGGAAUGGUUUCGUCGUCUCGCUGAGCAGUGUUGUUUUGGUGGACUUCCUUUGAGCCAAAAAACAAGAGCUGUUAUCCCACAAGAGGCCAUUCAGAUUUUGAGUGUUUUAACUGCUAAAGAAGUAUCCGAAGUUAUCAAUCACGAGGUUGGUUUUCUCAGAGUGAGAGACAUCGUAAUUCAAUACGCAACAAUUUUUUACAGCGAGAACCUGCAGGCUUUAGGUAUCACUGACGAGUGCUGGCUAUGACAAGUACUCUCGAGUGUGAAUGCUAAGUUUACUGAAAAUUCUGAAUGAUUUUGCAGUUUGUAGUUAAGUGAACGGCAUUUGCAUAGUGCAAAUACCCAGUACAAUGAUCGGUCGAUCAAGAGGGAAUUAUUCAUUCUCUAUCGUCAAUAAUAAUAAUUAAUAAUAAUUUAUUUCUUAUUAGGCGCAAAUUAACAUCUGAACUGAUGAUCAAAUGCGCCUUACAACUAUAACUACUUGUAAUAAUCACAAUAAAGUAUAAUUAAGAAUACCUAAAAUUUAUAAUCUAAAAUUGAUCAAUCUAACUAUAACAGGCAAAAGUCUUCCUAAAUAAAUAAGUCUUUAUUGUUCGUUUAAAAACCAAAAAGUUAUCGAUGUCUCUGACACUUGCAGGCAGACUGUUUCACAGUGCAUGGGCAGCUAUUGGAAUGAUCUGUCACCCAGAGUUUUCUUUGUUUUUCUCAUGGGCAACUGCAAUAGUAGUUCUUCAGAAGAACGAAGCUGGUAUUCACAUUUCUCCUUUAAUCGAACUAGAUUGCAGAUAUAGGACGGCACAAGUUGAUAUAUUGCUUUAAACGUUAAAACUAAGGUUUUAAACUCGAUACGUUAGGCAGCAGGUAGCCAAUGCAAAGAAAAUAAGACGGGGGUAAUAUGAUCAUCAGCAUCACGUUCAUCCUUUGCUGAUGCAAUAAUAGAUGCAUGGUAUCACUUCAGAGGAUAAUUUGUAUUUCGAUUAUUGGAUAAGAAAACUAUGGAAUGCUACUUGUAAGAGUAAAGACUUUUAUUUCCCACUCUUUUUCAUAUUUUAGCAGUUUGACCUCUCUCUGCUUGAAGAAUGUGUUCUACGCGGAAUCGAAAGAACUCUUCAGUCGACUGCCCGAAGGCAAAAUGCAGAGGUACUAUGCGAGUUAAAACAGUUUAAACUCAUUCAAAAAAUUUCUCAGUUUCUGAUUGGCUUUAAUCCCCAGCGAAUUCUUCAUAACCAGCUGGCGCUGACCAUAUUUGGAAGAUGUGGCAAUAUACAAUCGUUGACGUCAGUCACUCUGACGUCAGUGAUUGUAUGUUGUCAGUAUGGAAUCAUUGACGUCACUUAUGAGUUCAGAAGUGAAGAAAAUGGUCAGAGUUCAGGGCAACGCAAAAACGGAAUAGAAAUGGUGAAGAGCAGUUUGUGGAUCGCUACGUAAAUCGAAUUGUCAUUCUCAAGAUCUUAUUUCGUAUCGAUUGAAAAAAAGACUUAACACAAAAGUGUUUCAGUUUGAAUGUACGUAUUUAUGUAUGCACGAGUACUUCCGACAGCCAUUUAUUAAGGAGUAUACGCCACUUCCACAUUUCCCAUAAUGCACCUUAUUUGCCCUCCCCAAAUUUUGCAUAACCUUUGUUUUUCAUUUCUCCUGGGUAUUACAGCCGUGCCAAGAGAAAUUGAAAACAAUGCCUAAGCAAAAUUUUGGGGGCAAACAAGGUGCAUUAUGGGCAAUGUGGAAGUGGCGUAUUGUGCCAAACGUAGUGAAACGAAACUAGUGGCUUCUAGGUACUUAAUGCGCACCGUUUUCAUUUUUUCGACUUAGAGAACUGAUGCACAUGCACAUAACACACGUAGUGUAUUGGUGUGCUAACAGGGCAAUCCAAUACAGAUGUGGCAAACGUACAUUUAAAGGGGUCUAUUAUAAAAUGUCUGUGGUAAGAGUUUUUUGUUUUGCUUUUGAAUUAAUUAUGUUUUCAGGAUGUUGCAAGCAAUUUAUAUCACAACACAGACCAACUGGACAACAGCGAUGUCGAUCAUCUUUUGCUGGUUUCUAAACUCAGUUUGUUCUCGCAUGUCGAGAAAAUUGUCCAGGACGUCAUUCGUACCCGAACGUUUAGAGGUAAUAUGAUAUGUGUCGACUUCAUACACGAGCUGAGCCUCGGGAAGUCCCUUUUAGAACUUAAUAUAAAGAUUUAGCCAAGGCCAAAAGGGAAGCUCUAGAGUGAUCUUUUAAGGAAUGUCUUUCUCAAGGAAUUCAACUUUUGCCGUAAGCAGGAAGCAAACUAAAUUGCGCCUUAAAAAAAUGGACCUGAGCCCGAGAUCAAUUGAAAACCAAUAACUGGACAACGGAUAAUAGUCACCUAGCUCAAUGAGUUGUAUACCUGAGCCGAUACAUUUACGUGACUCUGGUCAGCGGAUACCCUUGUUUGACAGCUAUUAAUUGACCAUGACGCAAGGUUUUAGCCAGAAUGGUGUCCAGCCGUCCUAUGGACGCUCAUUUUUGGAGGAAAUACAGGGAAAAUUCACUUAAUCACUUACAAUUUUAUGGGAAAACAUACCCUCUGGAAGUCCUUCUACUGGACGGCCAUGACGUCAAUGUCUAAUUCCAAGUUAAACACAGAUAGUAUAUGCCUUGGACUCCUAGCGAGUAAAUGUGACAUUUUACAUCCGCCAACAUGUACGGGUGGACGUACAAAUGGUUUUGUCAGAACCAAAAUUUUUUAGAUGCAUAGAUAACCAAAUUUUCUUACCCAUGGUGCUCCGCUGCCUUGUUACCCAAUGUUUUACGCGCCAUGAAACAUGUUUCUUUUGCAACAUCACAAAGGCGUUCACAAGGCACCGGAUGAAUUUUUCACCGACAGAAAAAUUGGAACGGACACUUCGUUCGCUCGAAACUGUUCGAUAUUUUCACUCUGUUCACAAGGAACUUUGAACGGCUAGGCUUCCAAAUUUUCGUACGGUCAAGGAGUUUCCGUAUGAAGAGAAGGAAGCUCCUUGCCUAGUCCCUUUACGUCGUUUUACCAGUUCUCUCGGUCAAUUCACUUCGGUGACAUAUCCGAGGCGAACGGUCGGACCACAUGACCCGAAAUGCUUUGGCCGCGCGGAAUAAUGGGCGAAGUGUCCCAACUCAUUUUGUUGCUGAUUGUAGUUGCGCGCCAUUGAUAAAAAGAGCCAUUUCAAUGCUGACCGGUACUGGCAAAAAUUUGUGCUGACCUGUGGAAACAGUACUGUAACAGAAUUUGCACGGUCAGUCCAUUUAAACGGGUUGCACUGGUAAAAAAUUCGAGCGUUCAAAAAUUGGCCCCCUUCCCGUGUAAAAGGGGUAUAAAUCUCUUUAGCGUUACUUAAGUAUUUUGAUGGUGCCUUAAGUGUUUUGCUGUUAUGGCGACGUUUCAUGGUAAACAAAGUGAAGUGUUUGUGAAAAUCGUUUCUCUGAAGAUAGCAUGUAAUGAUCUAUACCUUGUGUUAAUGGUUUUGUUCUAAUUUCAGACAGCGAAAAUUCCUCUAAAAUCCAAUGUGUUUGUCUGGCCUCUGAUCGAUUGUCAGCACUGUGCAACGAUGCUGUAUGGUGUAAGAAAGUCACGUGUAUUUCCCGUGCUCUUGUGGCGUUGGCUAGUGGCAUUCUCAUUCUUCCUGAACAUUGUGCAAUCCCUGAGUCUGGAAAAGAAGUUCUUUUUCAGUUUAUCUUCAUCCCGCUGGCGGUACGAAAAACAGACGUUUUUAUCAAAGUCAUGAUUGUCAAACGUGUUUUCAAAUGAUAUAUUUUGUGAUGCAAGAUAUCAGUCUUAGCUGUAGCAGUAACAUAUGUUGUUGGAUUUGACAUAUAUUUUUCCCUUUUGCAAACGAUUGGGUUUCUACAUAUGUCACCCAUUUAGAGCCAUGUAAUGCAAGUUGCUUUUUCUGUACACUGUUCGUGUGUUUACGUCAGCACUGUUUGCAUUGUUUCCAAGCGUUAAAUCACUUGUAUUUCUAGCGCUUGGUUGAAUAGUCGAAAAGUUGGUUGUAUUUUCUACGCGUUUUUUACUCCCUUCAUUGAUACUCGUUCCACGUAGUAUCCACUUAUUCUUCUGCUUUACUGCUGUUAGAGCCGUUGUACAGCUUUGAAAACGAGCCUUGCUUUUACAAGAGCACCGACAACCAUUUAUUAAUACAGGUUAACAACUGUCAGUGGCUACAAAGUCCUUUACUUCUCUUGUCUGCAGAUGGUCCACUGUAACUUCGUGAAGGGAAACCAUCCUUGUUCCGCUGAGUUGACGUCUCAGCUCGAAUGCCUCGCCAAGGUAAUGCACUAUAGUAUCUGUUUUAAAGUCUUAAAAUGCCAACACCUUCAGACGACUUCUUUGACAGCAAGUAUAGGGGAGGGGGGGGUGGGGGGAGAGUUUCGCAAUGGUGACAGCACUGGCCUCCCACCAAUGUGGCCUAGGUUCACAUCCCGGCGUUGACACCAUUUGUGGGUUGAGUUUGUUGUUGUUUCGCUCCCCUGCUUCUAGAGGUUUUUUUUCAUCCGAGUACUUUGGUUUUCCCCUCUCCCCACAAACCACACUUUGAAAUUCCAAUCGAUCUGGAACGCACAGACACAAACGAGGUUUUAAGAACUCCUCAGUGUUUCGGGGUGAAAAAAAAAUACGUUUUAAGGGCUCUUGUGCCCUCAUUGUUUUAGAUAUUUGAUUUCUCUUCAAUUUUUAGUUUCUCAGUUUAGAUUGUUGUAAAAGUGUUGGGGAGUUUCAGUUCUUUCCUUUGGUUUGUUCUGCCAUCAGUCACGUUCAUUUGCUGUUAAACGCAGGUGAGCAAGAUAAUUAAGUUUCCUUGUGUUGAAGUUUCUUUAAGGAACGGUUGCAUCCUUAGAGAGUUUUAGAAUCAUGUCUACGGCAAACGGCAGAUUUAACGGAAUUUCUUAAAAUAGAAAAUGGCCACAUAAAAUCAGUCCAAAAUGUCAGCCCGAACCCGUGAAGGACGCUGGGGAGGGACACCCUCCUCUCUCUCUCUCUUUUACCAGCACCCCACCCCAGGUCAGGGUUGGAGACGGCUGACAUUCAGACUGCCCUUGGAUUUUUCAAACAAACACAUUCUUACUGUCCCUGUAUUUACCUUUCCUGAAUGGUAAUAUUUAGAGGUGAACAGUGUAUAGUUAAUAAGCUCUGUGUGUGUUCCUUAUUUACAGUGUGUGGCAGUUCAGACGAUAAGGGACUGCACAAUUUUAGUGACGAAACAGAGGUUGAUAUCACCGAUGAAGGUAAAUAACAUCAGUUAAUUUCACGGGCAAGGAUCAAAAUCUCUACUUGCCAUUACGCACACGCAUCUGUACCUCCUCAAUCACUCGUAAUCUUAUCACGCCCGUUUUAAUUUCCUGUCAGACUUAAAAUUUACAAAAAGCACAACGCUGUUGUAGCAAGAGCGUUUUGUCCCCCGAUAGACCACGCCCGCCUUCCCUACACUUUAGUUAGUACUAGUUGUGUGAAAACAAAACGUUAAAUGACCUCUACAACAGAGAGCUCAGGUUCACCCCUCGUGCUUUUUCCCGACUAUUCCUCCUGCUUCGUGCGUGUCUUAAUGACCUCGUUAUGGACGCUUAAGUUAAAAUAAACUCAGUUGUACGACAGUAAGGCAGAAAAUGAUGCUGGAAAACUGGAGUGGUCACUUCAUUUGCGUCCACGCUUGUUGUUUCCUACAAUUUUCUUUUACAUUGUCGAUGCAUUUUAUUUGCAGUUCAUUUACUCUUAAAACCUUUCCUUUUGAACAAGUAGUAUCAUUAUAAGGAGAAAUUUGGUACUAAUCACCAUAAGAGCUAAACGGGUUUAGGGAAUUGGCUACCUAAACCUUGCAGCCCUUUUUUUCUUUCACUUUUCUUUCUUUUUAACCAUUUUCUCUUUUUAGGAAUCCAAAUCGCUAGGAAAGCUUGCAACGAGAUUUCCAUUUUAGUCCAUCGCCUCCUCGCACUGAUGACGGCAUCCACUGGUGGAGGGGCCUCUUUCCCUCAGUUCCUUAUUGGUCCUUUUCAUAACGUAAUAGUUGGCUUGGCGAGGCAACCGCUGGUCAAUAGCUACGCACGGACUCCACCCCUGGUUUGGAAGAUGGGUUGGGCCCCAAUCCCUGAAGGACCGUUAAAAACCGAGCUUCCGCCACUACCAAUAGAGAUACUGAAAGAGAAAGAUGUGCUGGAUGAAUUUGUGAAAAGGGUUAAUUUAAUUGGUAAGCAAUUGUUCAGAAGGAAAAAACAACUUCAGUAAUACUAAGAGUGAAGACUGCAUAAUAAUAGCUUGAUUUCUUUGAAAAGUUUCGAUUUUCGACGAUUGUCAUCGGUUUUAGCUUACUUUAAUUUUUAAUUUUUGAUUUGGAAGUUUGAGGAAAGAGUCGGUGUGAAUUUUACUGCAUGUACAAUGUUUGUUUUGUGGAUCCUGCACCGUGAAGUGAUAAAUGAUGAGCGAAAAUCCACUUCUAUACUUUUAAUCCUGGGGUCAAUUUAAUAAAACUUUUAUAAGUGUAGCUAUUGUUUUCAGACUCUAAAAUAAUGACUACACUUGUAAAUUACAAGUGUAAAAUUUUUAUUAAAUUGACCCCUGGCUUAACCCUUUAAGCCCUAAGAGUGAUAAGCAUCAAAUUUCUCUUAGUAAUAUCAAUGCUUUGUAAAACAGAUUGGUGAUGAGAAUUACGGUCAUGAUCAUACAUGAUAAAUUUUCCUGAUAUUUUAUCAACUUCUCCCCACUACUUCUGUAGGAAAUGAAUAGAGGCAACAAAUGAGAAUUCAGAUUCAGAUUCAGAUUAGUGUUUAAAGGGUUAAUCUCCAUAGUUCCUUCCUUCUCCUUUUCCUUCUCCUCCUCCUUCCUUACAUUUUGGCGGGAACAUAUUUCCAUUUAGGCCAUGUUCCCGCUAUACCGGACAGCUUUUACGCCGGCACGAAAACCAUACCGGAUAGGGCUUCUAUUCGCACAUAAGAUCAGUCUCUGUAACGGAAACUGCGCUGCGCCUUUCUCGAAAGCGGUGCAUCAAAUAUGGGAUAGGUUUUGUGUCACACUUUGAUAUAGUGUGAACCGCUAUUCGGACCGUAGUAGAUGUGAAUAAGUAAAGCCAGGACUGGAAUCCAUUGAGACGGAAGUAAAUAUUCGGGAGUGAGGACUGGGAUUUAGUUAGUUCACCAUUCCCUCUCGGCAAACGGCUCCGGUACGAUGUUCGAUGUGUGUGAACAACUUGUUCCAGUUCUGUGCCGUUACUGUUUAUGCUACUGAUACCUGAUUGCUUUUCGUGUCGGCACGGAAAGCUCUCCUAUCCGGUAUUGUGUCAACAUAGCCUUAUUGUCCGUUCCAUGCUAUGUUUAGGCUGGACAUCAAGACAGCAGUUUGAGGAAACUUGGGCCGCUCUGCUCGGCGUUAUUAGCUCUCCUCCGUUACCUGAUACAGUGUCUACAGAGGUUUGUAAUAAAAUCGUUCUUCCUGUUAAACCCUUAUCAAGCCUAUCUCAUGGUUGUCGAUAAACACGCCCAAAGGCUCGGAUACUUGACAUUUACAUGGGAAAACCGGAAAUUCUGGUUAGUAAAUCAAUGGUUCACGCCAUUCUGUUUUGAAGCUUCAGAAAACGUGGGCUUUAAUUUGAGGCUAUACAGUUAUUCCACUCUUUUUAGUCUGCGUAGCUGAUUUCGAUAUACUUUGGAGGGGGUUGUUCUCCCACCAUGUCAAAGUUUGUAGUUUAAUGUUUAUGCACAAGAUUUCCAUCCACUUAAAGUGGGAAAGGGACAGUAAGUAAGGCAGUGUGGAUAGAUGGUAGGAGAACACUGAAAACAAAAAAAGGAAAACAUAAAGCAACAACAUCAACAAAAAUUAGCUCAGAAUCGGUACUUUCAUUUUUAGCAACCAUCCUUAAGUCUAGUUCUGAUGAUGAAUCUCAUCAAGUUGCCUCAGCUAUGGUCAAAUUGUCCUACAAACUGAGAAUCCCGCAUUUGACAUUGCGUUGGAUUCCAUUAUAAUUUUCUCUUUUGAGAUAAUACGAGUACACAAUCAAAAUCGUUUAGCGUCCCCUUUCUUUCUCUUUUGUAGGAAGACAUGGAGUCAACGCAUUCUUGUUGUUUGGCAGUUCGCUGUAUAUCAGCACUGCUGCUUCAGACAACCUUGUACCCAGUUCCAGGGAACCCAACCAUCAGUGCCUAUCUUCACAGACCGAGACACAGGGACCUGCCGUUCCUGGGCAGCAGGUUUGAUAUAAAUUUCAAUAUUAUGUAAGGUGAUUCAGAUAUUUUGCUUCUCAUGACCAAAACCACGGAGAUAACUCUAAGGGAAACACUUUCCACCAGCACAGUACUCUGCAGUGUGUCUUUUAUGAGGAGACAUCUUCACUUGAUGCCCAGAAAGUUGUGCCAUGUGACAAAAGGAGGCCACUUCCCUUAAGUGAUUGUUCCGAUUGCAUAUGAAAUGUUGAAACCUCCCUUCAUCUCUCUCUCCUAGGGCAGGCAAGAAACUUACGUUUGUUAGAGGAAUUGUGGAAGAAGAGUUUGUUGCUAUGUGCUGUACAGGGUAAUGUUAUUAAAUCUUAAAUCACUUAAUGCUAACUCGGCUAACUUGGGUUAUUGCUAAUUUCGCGUCAACAAAACAAAGCCAAGCUGGACAAAAAUAGCCGCAACGCUUAACGCUGAAAAACGGGAAAAGCGCGGAAAAAGUCACACCCGGACUUUGGCUUUAUUCUUAAAUUGUCAUCCAUUAAACUGGUGCGAAAAUUUGUAACAGCAAUCACCAUAAUGAAAAAAAGUUUUCUUGGCGAAAUAAAUGCAAAAAAGAUCUUCGUAGUUGAAGGUUUGUCAUAGCAUAGGCUCUUUUAUUACUGAUCGUAAUCACUUUGUAAUUGAUCGUGGACAAAAACUUAGUGACUGUCGCGAGACAAACGACCUGUCAAAAGUUUUGACGUUACUGGUACACCCAGCUUUAUGUUUGUUAUUUCUUACUGUAUGACAAAUCUAAUUUUCAUGGGUCCCUGCUAUUUUCGAAAUUCUCAGGGGUGAAAUAAGGUUUCCAAAUGUUAUGUUUUUGUGUUAGCACUGGCAGGUCAUUCACCUCCGACGAGGAACUGAGACCAGAGCGCUGUGCCAGCAUUCAUCGAUCCAACGGCUUCAUGUGUUUAAACAGCUCAAGUUCUAUGUGGAUCACCAACAGGAUGCUGUUUGAUCAUCCGCUCUAUGGACUCAACAUAGAUCGCGUGCUAGGUUUCCAUGACUACACUUUAGGACAGGUAUUAAAGCUAUAAGCAACUGAUGCUUAGUUAGCUUUUGUUCAAUAGCUGCAAUCCUGGCCAAAACUCUUGGUACAGUAAUGCAGUAUUCGUGAUUUUCUGUAAUUUCUGGCUGCCCUUAUAAAACAGUGCAACCUUUUAAAAAAUAUCUUGCAGUUCUCCCUCGCCACACCCGAUACAAAGUUGAAACUGAAAACAAUUCUGGAUACACACGUCCAUCCUUGUUUGUGGGGUGGGGGAGAGGUUGGGCAUGUGUGAUUUAAAGAGAGCCUCUCCUAUGCCAAUGGAAUGUCCAAGACUUUUGUCCAUGAUUGAAAGUACGAACGCCACAAUUUGAAAAUAGCUUGCUUGAUUGAGAUCCUGCCGUAUCUCAAGAUGUGAGAAUGAAUGAUUGAAUGAAUGGAAGUUUAUUUAAUCUCGGGAUUGAUGAGGUUGGUUAGAGCUCUAGCAAUAAUAAAAUAUGCUAAUAAGCCGAGAGAAAACAAAUUAAUAAAAUUAUUGAUUAGUAAAAGAGAAAGAAACACUUAUUUACAAUAUAAAGCCAAGAUUAUACAAUAAAACUAUUUACAAUAAAAUGCCUAAUUUUUGAUUUACAAUCUGUGUUUUUUUUGUGUGUUUGUUUUCUGGGAUACGGCCUGUGAAAGUAUCCUUACUCUUUGCUAAACACAGUUUGUUAUUUACUAUUUUCCAGAUCUCUGUUGGCGCUCUGUUCAAUCAAGCACAAAACGAACUUCAAGAACGAUAUGACAGUGAAGAUGACAGUGCUAUUGUAGUGACGCUACCGCGCAUGCCUCAACCCGAAAAACUUGACAUCAAAUCUUGCGAACAGUUCCUUCUUGAACUUUUUGAACAAUGGAUGUCACCGUAUAUUCAACCAAAGACUCCUCUGGCGCUUUUGUCUGAGUCAACGAAAGCGGUGAGUCGGAGAGUGGUAACUAGUAUACAUGUUGACUCAGUCAACAGUCAGGACUUGAAAAAAAAGUUGAAUUCCAGCUUGCCCUUCGGACAAGCCCUUCUCACAUGUUGCUUAGCCGGAGUCAAUGAAUGUGCACCUUAGUUUAUGAUUUAGUUAGAAGAUGACUUGCUCUGUGAGUUGCAAUUCAUCUAAAACGGUGCAAGCGCUGAAAUACUGUCCAAUCGGUUACACCUUUGGUGGUUUUGUACGCGGCGGCACGCAGUUAUAAAUAAAACCAGCUAGAAUAGAUCUUUUUAGUGACUUUUGCGAAAUUUGAAUAGGACAAUUGCUUGUUAAAGUCGUUUUACUACAACCAUCAGAAUCCUUAAGUUUGUUGUUUUCUUGUGACAAUAAGGGUUACUGUUUUUCAAGCUUCAGCGCGGUUGGCAAAUUUUAAUUAAGAAAGCAAAAAUGAAAUGAAUUCUUGUAGUAGUAGUCAAAUGUCGUCAUCUUGAAAUAUUUGUCAUAUAAAACAAAGCGGAAGAGGAAAUUUUACACCAGUUCUUGAAAGUCACCCCUUGUUUGACAUUUUACAAAGUCUCGUUAGCUUACCUGCUUCCUGAAAGAGGAAAGCGGAAAUUCAGAGCUGAACUGAUAAGUUACAGAUGUUUGAACGAACAACGUUAUGGAGUAUACUUAAAAUCACACAAACGUCGGUAAACUUUUCUGUUUUGAAUUUCAGUACUCCUUCUUAAGCAAGUUGAUAUGUAAACAUACGAAACUUUCAUGGUUACCAAAAAGGAGGUGCUCUUUCAAGUGCGUUUAUGAAUUAUCCGCGGCGUUUGAUAAUACGUUUUAUUUGUUUCAUGUAAAAUCUCUACAGUAUACUGGAACCUGCGACGUUUGAAACGAGGAAUAUACAAGUUAUCUUUCCCUACAGUGUAAACUAGUCAACAGAGUGCUACAAUACUUGUCACAAAUCGUUCACUCUUCACACCUUUGUUCUCACUCAAAUGUGCCCCUCUCCUUCUCCAAUGUUGAGCAACGCGUAUUUUAAAGCACUAAGACGAAUGUAAUACCCAAAUCAACACUGGGGAAGGGAAAACGCGCGUAAGUGUUUCAAGAUUUUUGACGAGUAUUGUAGGCUAGUUGACACGAGCCUAGCACUUAGAAUCAAAUUUAAGCUACGUUUACACUGCACUGGACGAAUUUUCGACGGGAUGAAAGAUUUGGGUUGGACACUUCGUUUACACGGGACCGUUCAAUAGUUUCUCUUUGUUCACACGGAACUUUGAACGGCCAGGCGUCUAAAUUUUCGUACGGUUAAGGUGAUUCCGUGUGAACCGAACGCCUAAACGAGUGUUCAGUCGGCCAAAAACACGUCCAGUGUCCUGUGAACGUUGUUCAAUUCAUUUUUUGUUAUUUGUGCGGUAGCUGCUGGUGUUAUCUGACCUGUUUGUGGACGGCACACACUUUGAGUGGGUACUGGAUACUCUGUUAGAGUUACAUCACAACCACGCUUCUGAAGACGACUUGCUGAUUCAAUAUUUGCUGCCGACACUAUGCAAAGCUCUUGCUUUUCUUAAGACGGUAAGCUAUAAAGACAUCUUGGUUUCGUCGCUACGUUUUUACGUGUCUAGCAUUGCUCGAGGAUACUACAGUCUUCGGCGGAAUUGUUAAGAAAAAUGGACGUUGCUAUUUCUAGUUUCAAAAUUUUGCUCAUUGCUUUUAAAGCUAUUCACGGCAUGGCACCUGAUUAUAACGAUAUGUGUCAACAUGGCAUUUAAAAUUUGAAGAGAGUCAAGGCUGAAUAUUUUACUGGGUAGAUUGUGCUCUACCAGAAUGCUCUACCACCAAGUGUUGGGAGUAUCUUGCCGCUUGGAACCACAAGCAUCAUAGGUCAUUCUCCUGCUGAUCAAUUUGCAGAUUAAAACAAGCUUUUAAUCUGUAGUAGAGUAUUUAUUCCGUUUAUUAUAUUAUUAUUCUUAUUAUUAUUAUUGAUAUUAUUAUUAUUAUUUUAAUCUUUUAACUGCUUGUAAAUUUAUUCGUUUUUAGUCUUUGUAAAGCGCAUGUGAUCAUACUUCAUGGAUAAUCGCGCUAUUUAAGUUUUAAUUAAUUGUUAUUGUAAUUGUAAAGCUCUUUAACCCUGGAAGUUACAAAUACUUCCCUCUUCCCCCUCACACUUCACAACGUCGAAGUCCGGCUGGAUCAUUUUUGCCGGCCCGGCAUUGAUUAGGGUGGGGUGGAUGGGAUGGAGGAAGGGGUCAUUGUAGUAAAUAAUCUGCAGGACGGGGGUCUUGUUAGUAAGAAAAUGUUCAAUUCAUAACAUACCUCUCUUUGUCCAAGAUUAAGGGUAUUCGCUAGUAGACAGAACAUUUAAUUUAUAUUCUCGUUAGUAAAAGCAAUAUUUUGUUUUCAGGAAGGUCCGACAGCUGAUAGAGUCUGUAAGAUUUUAGAAUCCUCACUAAGGAGCCCACAUGUGCCCCUUCAGGUAAAAUAAAUUAGUGUCAUUUUGAGUGUCAAGCGAAAAAAAGACUUCCUUUCGUCAUUCAAUCUGAAGUUACUGUGAAGUCGUCAAUAGUGAACUUGCGCAACAGGACGGGAGAGGAAAGAAGAAGGCAAACUUUGUGUGACAAUUGUGACAAUAAUUAUUUAUGAAAAAAGUUUCUGCCGAACUUCACCUUCCUUAUAAACAGAACUUUUUGUAAAAGACCGCAAAACAUUAAUGGUAAGUGAAAAUCACGACAAAACACCUAAGUGAUAGACAGCCCUAUCACCUUUGUCACACGCAACCGCUUUGCCGUCAGCUGUACCGUCCUUUACUUCUUGCCGUCCUGUUGCGUAAGCUCACUAAUAGCUAUUACAGGACUCCAUAAACUACAGUCAUCUCUCGCUUUUUGCACCUUUACCCAGGCUUAAUCUUUCGGUCCUGCAGACAGGCCAACUUAUUGAUUUUCUCCCCUUUGUUAGUCUUUCUACUUUCCUUUUUGUUUUAAAAAAGUAUUCCCAAAGGCGUUGUUGCAAACUGCGAAGAAGGAUAGGUGAUUAACAACUUCACCAUGCCGUGUUUUGAGUUCUUUAUUACAUUUUACAGGAAUUUACUAGUGUUUUAUGUUUAUUUCCAGAUCUCUGCCCUCUAUGGCGCAAUGUAUUUGUUAGAGUUCCACGUGACUUCUGUAGGAGCCACGUUGCUACCUGUACUUACCGACUUCAUGAACAAGAAGCUUAACACUCUGAAUGGGUAAGAUAAACUGCAGCAGUGUCUUUCUCUUGAAAAUUCUUCUUUCAAUUGAAAUAGGUGGUUUUUUUCUUUCACCUAAUAACCAAUCCAGGGAUGUGUUGUGUGACAAGUUGUGAGUGAAGCUGCAUGGUUAGUAGCCCCUCUAUUCAACUUGUGUCGCGAUGAGAGCCUGCAUCGUGAGUAGCAGUAAGCGCUUGCUAAACAUAUGUGCAACAAGUAUCUUGUAACUUAUCUCUCAAAAAAAGGCUUAAGCAACCAAAACGGGGACGGCAACAUCAACGGCAACCUCAAAAAGUUUGAUAGUGGACUGAAACACACGACGACAAUAAUAAAUUGUUUAUUUAUUAAUAUAUUUUUCAACGCUCUUUCGCCGGCAUCUGGUAGGGAACGUGAAUGUACUCUAUAUAAAUGUCGUUUUCGCUGCCGUCUCUGUUGCGACUGCGUGUUGUUAAAGAUUAUAAGAGAAAUAAGCUUUGGCAUCUCGGGAUUUUGACAUAGAUAGUAAAAAGACUGUCCAUGGAUUGUGAUAAUGCAAAUGUUUUCUGUAUUUCCCGACUAAGGAGUUUUUUUCCUUCUCAGCGCGGUGUCCCUGGCGGAGCAUCACUUGUUAGUUAUGUGGUCUACGAUAUUUUAUUUGUUGGAGAGAUACGCUGAUGAAAUCAGUGACCAAGAAUUCAAGGCCAACAUUCUCAAGGUACUGUUCAUUUAAUUGGCGGCACGAUUUUUGGGAGGGUUCGGUGAUGAAGUGUGUGCUUUUCAAAGCCUAUUACUGUGGUCGAAAUUGAUUUAUAAUUGUUUUGCUAAAUAUACGUCUAUUAGCUUGAUAGAAGAGUUUAUGUAUGAAAUCGUCUACCUUUUUCCCUCCAAAAAUUAAGUAUAGAUUUGUGGUUUAACCGAUUUCUUUUACCGUUUAUUGUUUGAGUAAAUUAAAAGUAUGUAAACGGAAGCUUGGCUUUUAGGUUUGGCUAAAUCUAUAUAUCAGUUCUGUUUAUGGCGAUUUCAAUUCACAGAGUGCGGUUCGUCUCGCGUCGUCAAACGAGGACAGCACUCCCACAUGUGUUUACCAUGCAAUCAUGCGCGGACUGGAGAGAUUAGUGGUGUCAUUUGCUCUUUCAAGUGCAGAGUCUGAUUCCUUAGUCAAGCUAAGUGUUGACAGGUGAGUGGGGUGGGUCCGACUCUUUGGUAUCGAUUGAUCUUAAAUUGAAUCAUUUUGCUAUCUUUGAUCUCACAGAGCCUCCUAGACUGUUCACAGUCUCCUAUUGUUCUGUAAGAUCAUCGGUAUGGAGCACCUAGUACAGAUAGGUCGGGCCCCCACGAGGUUUUUAGUGGUGGGGAAAAUAGAUAUUUUUCGUGUCUCCUCCCGAACCGUUUUCCGCCCACUAAGUAAAUUUGAUACUCAUCCUCAGGCUACAUUCGGUACAUUUGAAACCAAGAUGGCCGCCCGAUAAGCGCUUUAUCUCGGUGAUCUUGUGGAAAAUUUGGAGACUGUUAACAGCUAAGUGCCUCAUCCCACCGUAACUGCUCGGUCUCGAAGUAACUUUGACCCUUUCUCAGUUUUUUGCUAAGAGUACUGGUGGUCGAGAUGGCUGCCGUUCACGGUCAACUGCCUAAUUCCACUAGCCGUAGGCUAUCUAUCUCGCUUUAAAAAGUUUAAGAAUACAAGCUUUUGAAAUACCGUCUUCAACAGGUGAAUUGAUUUUUCCCCUGCUAUCUUUUCAAUUAUUAAUGAAUUGUACAUCAAUUGUUGUAUUACAGAUUGUCAAUGCAGAACCCUCAAAGAGCCAUAUCUGCUUUGGGUUUACUGGUCACUUGCAUGUAUACAGGUAAGACAAAAAAAAGUGUUAUUUACCCUUGUGUAAGGUGUAGCUAUGGGGAACUUGAUGUCCAUCCUUUUGUGUUGGCAGGAAAAAUUGGCGACAGACCAAGUGGAAUAUACCCUCAGCCGGACACUACGGAAUUUCCAACAGAAGACAUACUUCUCAUAGCCAUGGAGCGCGUUACUGUUCUUUUUGACAGGUAUGUACAAAAGCAAUUUUACAUUUUACAAUAACUGAACGAUUUCUUGCUCACUGAUUGGUGGAGAGCUAUGGCCGAUGACAGUAAAGCCAUGGAAGUGACGCGAUGGUGGCGCAAUUUGUUUUUGUCUUUGUCGCGCGCGGGAUUUUCCGAGAAAAUUCAAUAAAAGUGGACGUAAAAACCUUCAAUAUUAUUGUAAAAAAAAAUCGAGAACAAUUUUCCACUGUCUGUACUCUUGUCGACUAUAGAAAUGAGGUCAAAGUGUUUAUAAAAAAAUUUUGCAGUUUAACCACUCGCUAGCUUGCGCCAAAGACGAAACUCAACUCUGGUUAAGUCUGUCUGCGAAACAGCCUUGAAAUCCUUGUUGUUCCCCCCCCCGGUGUACCAGGAUUUGAGAACGUGCCAUCAUUGGCCUGUUAAAAAGCCAUUGUGGAUUUGCCAAUCAGGAUGAAACGAAAUUCGUAACGCACUUCCGGUAAUUUGUUGAAUCCGUUAGGGGCCCAGAACAAAGAUCUCGGCGCUGCUUUGCAGACGUUACCAACCAAGGUUAACUUGCGCCUGCGACGCAGGUCACCCACUCGCCUGUGGCUGGAGGUUUACAUAAGUUUUGUGAACAUUUUGACGUCAUUAUUUUGGUCGGCAACAGCAAAGACCAAGAAAAAUUGGUGUCGAUUUGUUAUUUACACACACACACGCCCAAAAAAACAUCUUUGGAGCUACUGUUGAUUGUUGGCCCAUGAGUGGCCAUGUUUUUUGGCAAUCUAAAACUGAUCUCUCACGCUACUCUGAAGUUUCUCUUACUCCAACUGUUGUUACUGAUUAUUUAUUUACUUGUUCGUAACAUUCUUGUUGUAAUUCCGUGCAGAAUACGCAAAGGUGUACCGUCUGAGGCGAGAGUUGUGGCGAGGGUUUUGCCUCCUUUGUUGCUUGAUUUCUUUCCUGUUCAGGAAAUCAUGAACAAGGUGAUUGGAGAGUUUCUUUCCAGUCAACAGCCUCAUCCUGAAUUAAUGGCGCAAAUUAUAUUCAAGGUAAGUGAAGUACUUUGCUUUUGCUCAGUAGAGCCCAUUAAGGUAUCCUUGUCACAAAAUUCCUUUAGUCUUUUAUUUACGUUUAAAACAGGGGCAUUUCUUCAUUUAAGAUUAUUCUGAAGUUCUGUCGCAACUGAUUUAUUUGUUAUUCUUUAUUCGCAUUUAUUUUUUAACGGGAAUAUAUCAGUCCACAGUUGAACUUGUCCCUCUCUAAUUAUUGGCCCUCUCAAACAAACAAUGUCCGCCCCUCUCCCUCCUCUCAUCAGGGACGGACCAUCAGAAAAGUUAUGGAAGAAAGGGAGAGAGGCCAGGUUGUGGAGGGGGGCGGGGCGUUUAGAAGUACAAAAAAAAAAGUAUUCGUACAUGGAUUUGUAAAUGAAAAAAAUGAUGCACGGCGAAGAGCGCUAAAAAUAUAUGUUUCUGCAUUGGCUUUAAAAAAUAUUCUUGCAAGAAUAUAUAUUAACGGAAAAAAAAAAUUCAUACAACUCGAAAAUUCCUUACCCCUUCCCCCCAACUCUUUUCUAGUGGUCGGUCACUUUGCUGGGUGAUAAAAAAUUUGACCCACCGCGGCCCCCCCUUUUUAAGUUAAUAGUUAAUAUACUUUGCUGUAUUCCUCCUAUUAGGUGUUUGAAGGUCUUCAUAGUCAAGGACAACAGUCAGAAGUGAGAGACUGGGUACUAUUGUCACUUGGAAGUUUUAUCCAGCGGUUAGUAAUUUGUCUGAGUGCUAUUGUAUGUGGUGUUUAUUUAUUCAUUUAUUUUUCAAUUGCGGAUUACUUUGUUUUUGCCUUGCGAGGAAUUUCUAAACUAUGGUGACUAUUCACACUCGUUCCGCGCUUUUUUGUGGGCUAUCUAUAUUACAAAAAAUGUAGAUAGUACUAUCCACUUGGCCCCAGUUGUUCAAAAGGUGGAAAGCGCUAUCCACUGAAUAACGCAAUUGGUUUCCCUAAUACUUAUCCGCUGGAUAGCGAUUUAUUCGGUGGGUAGCGCUAUCCAACGUUUGAACAACCGGGGACUGAUAAAUCACUAUCUAGUAGAUAAGUAUUCGGGAAACCCAAUUGCCAUAUCCACUGGAUAAAGAUUUAGCCAAUGGAUUGCGUUAUGCACUUUUUGAACAACGGAGGCCUGGCUUGUAGCUCACGACACGACGUUCAUGUUGGUCGACAAGAACAGAACCUUUUUUUUUUAUUCAAAUUCUGCGGGAAAAAAAAUGAUUCUUUCGACCAAUAAGGCUGCCAUGUGCUGAGCGUGGUUGAUUUCUUUGUAAAACAGCUAGGUGAGAUUUUCUUUGUAGUUAUGUCUUUGCUGCUCCUGUAAGGAGGAAAGACAAACUGCUAACUGCUAUACCUCAAAAUAAGUGAAGCCGUAAGAUUGACCUGUAGGUCACGAGAAUGAAAAAAUAAGAGAUGAAAUCUUCAUUUUAAGCAACUUCUGAGUUCUCGUAUCCAGAUUUAUAUAAAAUGUGUAGAGAAUAGUAUGAAGAAAAUAGCGGUCAUGCUGAUAUUAGGGCUUAACAGUAGCCUUGCAGCUCUUCAAAACCUCUUAUUUAAUUGGAUCCCUAUUGGUCGCAGCUCUUUUGCUUUCGGGCUUGGUUCCAUUGUUAACUUUGUUUGUUCAUUGUUUUCCCAACCAAUCCCGUGCGGUCCUCCGAGAGCUGCAAGGUCGCCCGGGCUUAAAUAAUUUUUUUCUUCGCCCAAGGUCGUCUCCAUUGAUACAAUGUGAUUUGUUGGUUGUUAUUUUUGUGGCAGAACACCACUGUCCAUGGCUGUGUGGAGCCUCGCCUGUUUCUUUGCCAGUGCGUCGAGUAACAAGUGGAUCAGAGCUCUGUAUCCAAUCUAAUACCCAAUUCUGUUUUAUCUUUUCACUGUUUUACGUUUUUGUUUUGUUUUGUUUGUUUUGGGCAUUAUAAUAAAUCAUAGAUAUGUUCUUAAGAGUUGAAGGGGCUAUGUCAAGCUAUUUGCUAUAUUUUAAAAAGUUGAAACUUUUCCCUGCAACAAUUGCAUUCCAAAAAUAAUGGUCCACGUUUGUUCUGUCGCCUUUUGCUAAGGAUGUCCAUGAUCAUUAUCAACGUUGCCAUAGUCUAUGUACAGCCGCUCCCUCCCCUCAGAAAAAAUCGGGAAAAGGGAAGGGAGGAAGGCGGCUGUACACAGGCUUCGUUACCACUGUUUCCAUUAAUUUCCUUGUGAUGGUUAUUCGCCAUUUGCACAUGUACGAUAAUGCAAAUUGCCCUCUACAAAUUUUGCAUAAGCAUUGUCUUUAAUUUCUGUUGGGACGACUGAAACUCCGAGGAGAUAUUAAAAACAACUGGUAUGCAAAAUAUUGGGGGGGUGGGGCUGGUGGGGGCUGGGGUACGAUGGUGUUUAUGAGAGAUUUGCAAAUGAAGACUACGGUAGGAAUUCUUGUUACCACCUUGUUGUCACUUCUAUUGGUUUGAUUCUUGACCCUUGUACCAGCUUCGCCCAUAUUGUACGAAGAAUGGGUAAACUAGAAAGUCUGGACGUCAAGUUAUUUUGCGCAACAGCCAUGGACUUCUACAGAACACUG
This is a messenger RNA of Porites lobata, 58310 nucleotides long. The record is from the annotation of a GenBank genome assembly. NCBI's taxonomy places the organism in Eukaryota, Metazoa, Cnidaria, Anthozoa, Scleractinia, Poritidae.